Messenger RNA from Xyrichtys novacula (pearly razorfish), 47954 nucleotides. Lineage: Eukaryota; Metazoa; Chordata; Actinopteri; Labriformes; Labridae. The record is from the annotation of a GenBank genome assembly.
AGUGCGCUUGCGCAUGACAAGUUCCCCCGGAAGUACUUUCAGGCACGUGUAGCAUUUUUGACAACCUUGAAAAUACACCAAAACAACCACCUGGAAGCUUAUAUAGCACAGAAAAACGCUCCAGAAAUGCCAGUCACAAGAGUCUUGUAAGUAACAGGUUUUUACUUCUCCGUUAAUGUCGCCUUAACCUCGAGGUAGUUUUUCUCAGUCCAGUGGUUUGAAUAUUUGCAACACCAGAAACAAUGCUAACGUUAGCAUCUUACAGCUGUUUUGUGUUUCUGAAGACUUUUAAUUAUACACAAGGCGCAUUUAUAUGUGUUGUCUAUGCGUCUUCAUGGACGUCUAAUAAAGGUACGCAGAAGGGCAAUGGCAGGUAUUAGCCAGCUGAGCUAAAAACAAGAGGCCGUUAACAGGAAGCUACAGUCGUAAUACAGUAGCUAUGCAGGUUUCCAUGACACCCAGGUCAAACCCAAAGGUGCAAUUUUUUACCUUUUUCUUUCUUUUCUUUUUUUUUCUGUGGAGCUUACACAGUGUGAUGUUAAAGGUUUUAUCUGCUUUACCUAAAAUUUUCUAAAUGAUACCAUGUACACCCCCUGUCCAGAAAAAAUAAAUAAAUAAAUGUGCCACUUUUUAACUGGCUGUUUUAAAAAGAAAAAAAAAUCCAUGUUUUCAUUUUCUCAAGACUGGACUACUGUAACUCUCUCCUCCCUGGUCUAAAUAAGAAAUCACUCUCUCGCCUCCAACUAGUUCAGAAUGCAGCAGCUAGGCUUUUAACUGGUUUUAGUAGACGGCGUCACAUCACUCCAAUUUUAGCCUCCCUUCACUGGCUUCCUGUCAGUUUUAGAAUUGAUUUUAAAAUUUUAUUGAUUACUUUUAAGGCGCUCAAAGGACUUGCUCCGAGCUACUUUUCAGAGCUUUUAAUACCUUAUGAGCCAACUCGCACCCUCAGAUUCUCUUGUGAAGGUGUCCUAGUCGUUCCAAAGUCGAGGCUCAAAACUAAAGGUGAUAGAUCUUUCUCCAUCAGAACUCCUUGACUUUGGAACGACCUGACAGAGGAGAUAAGGCGUAAAGCAGAGAUAGUCGCUUCUUUUAAGUCGAAUUUAAAAACUCACUUUUACAGACUUGCUUUUAUGUGAUGCCUUCUUUUCUCUUUUUUGUUUUAUCUCUUUUACCUCUAUCUUAUUUUGACUUACGAUCCUUUUAGCCUUUGUUUUACUUAUAAUCUUUUCUUAUUUUACCUUUUAGGUCCUUUAUUUAUUUUAUUGUUUUUUCCUGCUCAUUUUUAUUAUUCCAUUUUAUCAUGAACAGUACCAUCAGUAUUAUUUUAUUAUGAUUUUAUUUUCAUUAUUGAUAUCCUCUUUAAUAAUUACUAUCCUGUUUCCUGCUUUCUGCCCUCUUUUCUAUUUCAUUUCUGCUUCUUACCUAUUUUUAUGUUUUUAUUUUGGUCCUCAUGGUCUCAUUUUAUGUUGUAGGGUUCUUGUAUUGCCUGGGUUUCUUGUGAAAAAUGAAAUUGGCUUUCAAUUCGGAGGUCUUCUUUUUGACUAAGCUUUUGUUUUUAAAUGUUUUUAUUUUAUGAUUUUCAUGUGCUGAUGUUCUGUGCUUUGCAACUGUUUGUCAAAGCACUUUGUAAACUUCUGUUUUUAAAACUGCUAUAUAAAUAAAGUUAUUAUUAUUAUUAUUAUUAUUAUUAUUAUUAUUAUUAUUGUUUAACAUUCAGCCUUCAAAAAUCCAGUUUCUUUCACAUAGUUGUACUACAAUAAUCAUGUGAUUACUAAAACAUGUUUAAUACAAGUGAGGCUCUAAUUUUUUUCCCAUUUGCAAAUAUUGGAAAUACUUGCAUGGAUGAUACUAUAUGUGAUAAGAGUCUGCUUUCCUCUUAGAUUCCCUCUCUACCAGCUUGGAAAUCCUCAGAUGAGGAUCUUCCGACCAAACUGGUUCCUAACCCUGGUGAGGCCAGGAAGAGAGCAGCCUCCUGACACUGUACAGUUUCGCAUCCCAAUGGAGUAAGUCAUUGAUUACAUCUUUCUCUGAGCAUUCUGAAGGAAGGUUUUUUAGAAAGUACCACAUUUUUACUCUAUGGCGGUUGUUUUCCAACUCUUGAAUGUGUUGGAUCUCUGUUGUAGUGAAAUAUGAAUUUCAUUGUAGACUUCUCUCAUUUAGGAUUGACUUGAAGCACUACUGUCAAUGUGAAUUGUAAUAUAGGGAAAAUGCAUGUACCUCCUGCUACCAAACUAAAUCUGAAACCUUUCUGUACAUGUGUGGAGAUGCAGAUAUAAGCUCUUCAGAAGAAAACUGUUGUGAAAUUAUCAGGAAAUAUCUGUUUAGUCUUUCAGUUUCACUGUACCUGCACACUUUUGCGUUCCUCAUGCUGCUGUGGCUCAUUAAAACACGUGCCACGAUUUUAAUUACGAUGUUUAAUUUUCACUAGAAUUGAGUAAAACGGAGUCCACUCUACAAACGGAAAACCUAAUAUUUGGAAAUUGCUAUUGCCUACACUUAAAGAUUCUAAUUUGUUUUCAAGAUUCAAAAUAUGGGAGGUACAGUGGUGUAGUGGUUAGUACUGUCGCCUUACAGCAAGAAGGUCUUGGGUUCAAUUCCGGCUCAGGGCUUUUCUGUGGAGUUUGGAUGUUCUCCCUGUGUCUGUGUGGGUUUACUCGAGGUACUCCGGUUUCCUCCCGUAUCCCAAACACAUGCCUAAGUGGUGUUAGGUUAAUUGGCCACUUUCAAAUUGCCCUUAGGUGUGAAUGUGAGUGUGGAUGGUUGUUCGUCUCUAUAUGACUAAAAUAUAGUAAGUAUUACAGAAAUAUUUACAAAGUGCUCAAGCAGUGCAGUAGCUUCUAUCAAAGUGUACAUGUGUGUGAUGGGGGAUAAGUCAGUGGGAUAAAUGAGGUGUGAACUGCCAUAUUGCAUGAUAUUGCACAUCACAGAUAAUAUUGCACAGUUAAGUAGGUUAUUGCACAGUUAUUACAGGUAUUGCAGAGGAAAUAAGUAACAGAUAUGUAUGACAUGCAUGACAGUUGCAUAUCUAUGAUUUACAUAGACUGUAUAUACUAUGGACAACUUGGAUCUGCCUCCCGCCUGUAUACAGAUUUGAAGCCAAAAAACUCUCGGUAUUUCCGGGAUUUUUCUUCAUUCCCUGAAAACCAGCGCUGUGCAGUAGCAUUGUGCACAUUCCGUGGGAGAGUCGCCGAGAGUCGCUGUGAUGACACUCGGCUCAAACAGCGUAUCCCCCGCAUGAGCUACGCAAUUCCUGAACGCCAAUAGGCUGUAUCAGGUGUCAAUCAAAGAAAACGUGAACCCCCUAAUAACUUUUAAAAACAGGACUUGAGCACAAACCAGUCUUAAUGUAUCUACAUGUCAACAUUGCAAGCAGGGGGGAGAAAAAUUUAUGUUCUGUGUAAAAAAUUUCUAAAGUUUGUCCACAGCUGGCGGAGGCGGGAUUUAUGACCUAUACUGCAGCCCGUCAACAGAGGGUGCUGUUCUUGGAGUGGCUUCACCCAGUGAGGAGGCAGAUGCUGUCUGUACAGUCUAUGAUUAUUUAUUUCCUUUGUUUGUUUGGAUCAGAGUUAUUGAAGCUGGUUACUCUUGUCAGACUGAACAGAAGUGGUUUAGUGUCAUUCAUACAUGCUUUAACAUACAAUAAAAAACAUGCUCCUGGUAAAAGGGUGCAGUGAUUUGGUUUUUAUUUGCAUUAUCUUGCUUGAACUAAAUGAUGCAGGUGUAGUUGUGUAAAAUAGCCACCAGAUGGUGUUAUUGCUCCAUGCACAUGCAGCAGAGUUGUAAGUAGACAGUCUUACUUUGAUCAACCAAGUCGCAGUGAUGACUGGCAAAAGGCAGACAUGGACAGUGGGUUGAGGUAGGGUCAAAGUGUUUUUAUUUGGCACUGUAGUGGAGGGGCAAACAAUGUUUUCCAUAACCAGACGUCAAACUUAAAGUCAUGCAGAACAGCCAAUAUUGUAUUUUCUUGAUUCUUCCCCAAAAGUUAUUUUUGAUAGAGUAUGCUGUUUAAGACACAUUACUACCUCUUAAUUUUGCACAUGAAUGCUUGUUUGCUCUAUAUACUCUGAUGAGCUAAUUUUGACCACUUUUUGCGAGCCAAGGUCAGUGAGGUGAGCAGAGCUCUCCUCAGGCAAGCAGACGGCCAGAGCCCACACUGGGGAGAAGAAUUUAAGUUUGAGGCAGAUCAUCUAUGUGUCUCUGGUGGGGUUUAGACCAUAAUCUGUUCAUCCAGGUGCCUGGCCUCCCACUCUGAUUCUUGCCUCUCCUCUGCCAAACUCCUAGGGUGCUUAUGUAAUUGUGUGUGUGUCUGUGUGAAUGCUUGUCAGUGUGGGUGAGUGAGUUUUGUGAGAACGGUGUGUCUUUGUGUAAGUUUGCACAAAAGUGGGUAAGUGCAGGGUGCAUGUGUGUUUAUAAGGGUGUGUAAGUUUUUUUUUUCUUUUUUUUUGCAGUCUUUGAUGCAUGGGAGAGGUGCAAGGCUGAUUGAAAUGCUGUUGGAGCUUCAGUGUAUUCUGUAACGCUGUUCUUUUAUUACCCAUCUUACACAAUGUAGUAAACGGACACAUACCACAAGACAGUGACAUAAACCAAAUAUUACUCCCACUGGAGCUUAUUGAUGAGUCUGAGUCAUUAGGGCAGUGAAAGCUGUUGUGGUUGUAACUCAAGAGGAUAGGUUAGCAGUGAGGGUAAGUUGUCGUGCUGAGCAGCUGUUAAUGAGAAAUGGCAAUGUUGCUGUUCUCAGGGCAAUAAAACAAGGUAGCCUUUAUCUGAAUGACACCUGGGAGCUUGAUACUCAUGGUUGCUUGCCUGUUUUUUUUUUUUUUGUUUCUUGUUUUCUUGCUUGUCUUUCUCCAUCUUCUGCCUCUGUCUAAGCCUGGGCUCUGUUGUUUGUUCGGCUUUUCUUAAACAAUUUGCAAUGCAUCCAAAAGCAAUCCUCCCUUGGCACGGGUUGUUUGAGACACCUGGGCCGCGUUGUCUCAUAAUUCUCUUUCUACGUACUUAAGGGAAGUAUUUAUUUGUCUGUUUGUUCCCAAACCUUUUGUGCUUUGUUAGUAUUUCCUCUCAGCUCUAGUAGAAAGAUCAUCAAAUUUCUAGGUUUACACCCACACGAGCACUUCUUGUGCCUCACCUGGCAUGGGUUACACACACACACACACACACACACACACACACACACACACACACACACACACACACACACACACACACACACACAGUCUCACUUAAAGAAAAGAACACAGCGUCCAGAGCUGUGCUCAGUUAUUUCUUCGGUCACAUUUCAUGCUACUACUGUGUUUAUUAAGUAUGAAACCAGGCCUGGCUGGGGUUUCUCACAGUAAUCAGGCAUGAGCAAACUGACCCUGCUACACAACAUCUCACAUUGUCUUUCCACUCUGUCAACUACUCAGUACCUGUUGGAUCAAACAAUGUUAUGAUCACCAUGGCAAUAGCUCUGCGUCUGUUUGCCUGUUCCACUUUGUUAACAGGUGGUUUGAGUUGGAAACUGGGUUGUUUUUUGUGCUAAUUAACCCGGCGUAUGUCAAAGGAAGUUAUGUAGUGAACAAGCAGAUGAGGGUAACUUACUGCCGGGUCUCAACUGACCUGUCCCUCUGUAAGAAGUUUGGUGACUCCAGAUGACCUGUUCUUUGAUCUGUUUCUGUCUCAUUGUCAGAGCAGAGCCUGAACAAUAUAUCUAAUCCUUCACACGCUGCUCUGAUACUCUCAGCUUCCAAACUGUCUUCUCUCCUCGAGUCUCAGGUUCCUCAGUGGCUCUCCCUGCUAUUAUGAUCUUGAUACUUGGUGUUGAGCAACUCCUGUGCGUGUAUUGUCUGUGCAGAUGGGAGGGUUAAAGCAGUGAGUGUGCGUAUCUGGACUCCAACCUGACAAUAGGGCAGGCUGACAAUGUGGAGCGGCUUUCCCUAGCCUUUCAUCUUUGCAGAAAACAACUCUCCUGUUUCAUUCUCACCACUCAGCCGCUCUGACACAAUGUACUUUGAUGUUUGUGUGUGUGUGUGUAUGGGUCGUCUGGUGUUCCUUGGAUGACAAAUCUAUUUUGUGUAAGUAAACAUAGACAAAAAAGUCCGAGACACAUGUUAGAGCUAAGCAUAUUCAGUUUUUUCUUGAGAUUUUAAGUUUAAACUUGGUUUUCUGUUGAGGUUUUUGAGCCUGAAGUUUACUGCGCACUUAUAAAAUCACUUAGUUUUGCUGUAAAUCUGUCAACAAAUUAACAUCUGUGCCACCCUUGUUGGAGAAAGACAAGGCGACAAGUUCGAGACAAAAGAAGCUGGAUACUCAGUGAUAAGUAAGGGGAGUUUCUUUUCCUCCAAACAUACUGUAAGUGAGCACUUAUUGCCUGUAACUCUGCAUCACCUUUAUGUGUGGCUGCAGCCUCUUCUUUUCCAUUCCCUUGUAAUACUACAAGUUUAUCUGCCGACCAAAAUGGCACCAUAAAAGUCCAAAUAAAGAUGCAGCCCAGUUUGUAUCAAACAAGGAGCCACAUUAAAACUUUCCAGUGGUUUGCCAAGUGGAGUUGCUAAAACAAGCAACCUUUCCAAAAAGGAUUCAUGGUAGCCACAAAAAGCAUGAUGGUCACUGAAUCAUCCCUUUACAAAGUAAUGUUUGUCUUGAAACAGAAAGGACAGCACCCCCAUUCUUUGAAUCAAAUGUUGGUGUAGCAAUUACUAAUUUACAAGGACUGCGGCGUGGCAUCCAGUCUAUACAGAGGCGCACGCAUGCAUGUACCCACACACACACACUCACUCACCAUUUUAAAAAUGUGAUUCACUGUGAUGAUCUCCAAACCUGAGCAAAGAUGGAUGUAAUAAGCUUCCAACCAUGUUCUGUCACUUUCCUGUCAUUAAACCAGCUGGCUGUUGUCAGCCGACAGAGAGGGUUUACGGCAGUGUGCCCUCUAACCAUGUGGAAAUGAGUCAUUAUGAUUUAAGCCUACAGGUGGCAGCAAUACACUGAGUACUAUACAAACAUUAAUGUAGUCAUACAUUCAUACACAAUUGAUGAGGUUAGACCAGUGGGCAGUAACAAAUACCCCUGAUGUAGUUGUUUGAACUUCAUUUAUGUUACACUUAUUUUUACUGUAUUUAUGUUGUUUGAUCAACUUUUUCCUGUUCAUUCAAAUUUCACUCAAGUUCACUCUCGUGAACAUAUGCAGCAACAUUACUGACACGCAGCAUUUAAUAUACAUGCUAUUUUAGAAUCAUUAUGGAUGUUUCAGAUUUAUGAUUCUGACAUUUGCAUUGCAGAACUGUCUGCACGUUGAUAUCUUCUUCUUCUUCACUCUUUCUGAAUUGACUUUUCAAUCAAAGUGGUACUCUCAAAAUUGUUCUUUUUAUUAGUUUCUCUUAAUUUUGAGUCAAAGCCAUACCUGUGGAGCAACAAAGGAAGUAUAUGAUAGUCAAUAUUUAUGUAUAAAUGUUGCCUUUUGCCAUACUAACAUACAUAUUUGUUGAGUCCCAAAGUGAUAGUAUUAUGUUGUGGGAUUUUAUCUCAGUUAAACUUCUGUUGCCAUAAUACUAGAAAAGCUCUACUCCCCAGAUAAAAACAAGAACAAGCAAUUGAUGGCGUCUCAGUUUGGCAAUAUUCUGAUCUUGAACAUGUUUGUAUACACCGUGUGUAGUUGGACUAGCUUAUGUACAACAUGUAACCAACACAGGCAUGUGAACAUUAACCUGUGAGGGUGGCUAAAGGAUGGUGGUACUAGCUCUACUAAUUACCCACACUCAGCAGACCAAUUUGACAUUGUUCAGCUGCAGACUCAUUGAUCAUAUGAUUAGCCCUGACACAUUUUAAAAGUUUGAGCACUUUCUUUUUCAUUUUGUUUGAACAAAUGGGGAAUUAGUUGCUUCAUAACAUCCGUAUUCUAGUCAGCAUUUUACACAGACAAAAAAGAAAGAGGAUGCAGGAGAUGAGGGAAGGUAUCUUAAAAGUGGGAGUGCACCUCAUGAUCAUGGCUGUGAUGUGGACUGAGUGUUGAAUCUCAGUCCAUCAGGACCAUCUUCCUUUUAUGACACUUGUUGUUAUGAUUAAUUUAUGUUUAAAUAUACCGGUGGUGUUGUACUCUAAAUCAGCACUCAUGGAAUACCUCCUGUCCAAUCAAGUAGCUGGGUCAGAACAGAAAAAGGAUUUUCAGCUUCUUCAAACAUUAUUCAACCAAUAAUCCACAUCUGUGAAACCCAAGUGUUUUAGUCAAUAUUUAUUGAGUAGUAUUGGCGGUUGAGGUCAUUGUCAUUGUUACUGGGUGGCUGUAUAGAGCAUCUUUUGUGCACAUCAGAGACGACACCCAUUCACCUGGCAGAUGUUCUUUUAGCUCUCAUAGACAAGUGGCAUACAGUGGUCUUUCUCCCGGCUUUCAGAAUACAUUAAUUAUCCUUAUUGUCAGUGACUGUCAAAGCUGCCUCUGUCCUGUCCUGCACUUUUUCAACUGCGCCCUUUCACCUACUUCUCUCAUGUGCCUUUUGGGCACAGGUGUUAAUGGACCGCCUUAUUCAAUUGGAAGUGAUACUUACAAUCUGUUGGGCUCAGUGUGUGUCAGCCCACACUUAAGAAUAGGAAAUAUCCAGGAGCAUGUAGAUCCAUAGCAGAGGAGGGAUUACUUUUCAAGAGCAGCUAAAAGAGGUGAGUGCUUUAAACUUCAGUUGGGGCAGCUACUGUAAUGUCAUGCACAAACGACAAUAUCAAAGCAGAGAAAAACAAAAACAUUACCAUGUUCUUUUCCAUGCCUCUUUUUUCUCAAACCACUUGAUAUCAAAUUUGGGUUUCGUUUCUCCCCUCCACACCCCCCUUGAACGAUGUAGGACAAUAUAACUUUUCAAAUUGUUUUCUAACAAUGAAGGCACUGUGCCUGUUUUAAACCUGCUCAGCAUAACAGACUAUAAUUGAACCUAAUCCAUCUUCUGCGUCAUCUGAUGCCUUUCUUGGUUUUGUGUUUGGUGUUCUUUCAUCGUCUUGAAGGAGAAAUCUUUGUAGCAUGCGUGUUUGCGUAUAAAUAUAUACCAGUUGCUGAGGAACGAUGCCUUUUAAACUUGGCAGUUGCUGAAGACAGGUUUUCAUUCUUCCUGUGAGGCAGAAGUGUGAAAGGUUAGCUUGUGGAGUCAGAUGGGUGUUUAUACCGGGAUGAUGAUCAGAUGCUGCCUGCAUCACUAUUGGAGACACCACGCCCUUUGACUAAGUUUAGCCUUGUUUAUGUACAAGCUUAACUUGACAUUUUCUCCUCAGCUUUCAGCCCAAGGCUUUAUUUCCUCCCGGAUUCCAGUCUGUAGCUAAAAUUAAAGUCAUGUAUUGACUCAGGUCAGAAAGAAAACAGGAAUCUAAUUUUACCACAGUAAAUCUUGUGUUAACCGUUUAAACAUGUGGAUGUAUUCAUAGCGCAUCUAUAAAUAUAUGAUGGUGGUAAUGAUGGUAUUCUGAAAUUUAUCUAUGUAGAAAUUCCUGAAUUUUUAUACUACGUUUUCGCUUGAAAUUUUGACAUAUUUAGAAUUUACUUAUGUUUAGACUGUGACGUGUCUAUUUUUGUAUCUUUUCUAAAAAAUUUGAAGCCAUUGCUAACGCGCUCUUAUUUAGCAUGUUUUGUGUGCAUGGGCAUCUUUUGCAGGGAAUCAGAUUCAGCUGUGGUAACACAUGCUUUCUAAAUGCUUUCUCUGUGUUUCUGGUGGCUGGAUAAUUGGAGUUGUAAAAGUAGUAGGAUUCAGAUGCAGAACUGUUCUCAUUAAUCAGGAUCAGUGUUCCCUCUGUUAAUGAUCCAGGGGAGACCUCACAAUCCCCAGGCCACUUUCCCCCCUCCCAAUUCCCCGCCCUGCUUUCUAGGAAAACUCAUCUCACAGCGCAAUCACUCUCUCUUUAUUCCUCUUGAUCUCAAGUACCCCGGUCACUGUGCUCUGCUUCACUGCCCUCUGGCACACACACUGCAAAGACGGGGGUUUUGGGGGGAGGUGGGUGCAAAUGGAGCAGAAAGGCGCAUCUGCAUGCCAUAUCUUAGGAAACUCAUUUUCCCACUCAUGUCUGGGUAGAUAGAAACAAAGAGACCUUAAAGAGUUUGUUUGUGCCUCUCUUUUCUCGGUAGUAAAGAAGCUCCUGAGUCGUAACUUUAUGAGUAGUCCUGGAUCAGUGUCAGGGCUGAGAGGGGGAGCUUAGGGUGUACUUAGCUCUCUCGUCUCUCGGUCGUAGCUGCAUAAAGCCGGUGUUUGGAAGAAAAGCCCUAUCAUACUUUGCCCCAUCAAACCCACCAGCUUUUCGUUACCAUGGCAUCAAAUGUGGAAAUAGUUACCCAAGUAUCGUAAAUGAAGGCUAACCUCUCUAAUCAACGGAACUCAACCCAGAGAGUCAAAUGGAAGUGUUAUGUGUCUACAUCAGAGUAAGCUUUGUCAAAUUUUGGCAUAUUAUCGAGGAAAAGGCAAUUGUUUGUACAGCAUGGAAACAUUAUGUUACAUCAUUCGGGGGUACAAAGAGGCUUUGUGUUCACAGACGGGAUUUUCUCAUGCAAAUGUUUGCCUCACCCAAUAUUGUUACCAAAGCACAAGGUGUUGUGCUGUUUCCUCUGAAAACUCGAGAAUAUCACAUUAUGUUCUUCUAUCAAAGAAACACAUGAGAUGAUAGACUCCAUAUCCGAGGCACUCAUGUCAGACCACAGCGUCGCUAUUAAGCACUUUGUCAGACGCAUUUGCGAAGUGCUCUCUACCAGACUAAUCCAAUUGGCUAGAGAUUGAUUAGCAGUUAAAAGCCCUUCUUCCUCUGGUCGGAGUGAUCCCUUCCAAAUGCUGCCCAGUGGGCUAGCUUUAGCAGGACUGGCCCACCGGAUCAGUUGGUGCCAGGCGCACUUCCUGUGUAGGGUUUCACCGGGAGCGAUCAAUACACGCAGACAGCUAAUUGGAUGAACACUGACACUCUCAUUUCUCUACUCCCCACUUUAUGGUCCAGAGAAUAAAAGCUGAAUAGGGGUUUAUAGUGGAACUUCCUGUCUUGUUACAGUAGGGAAUAUACUGAAUUUAUGGGAAUGGAGUGAGGAAAUUGGCUGUAUAAUUUCUAUAUCUGUUUCAAUUUAAAGCAUAGGUUGUUAGUUGAUGCAGAGGGAUCCAGUGUAUAACCUGUCAUAACCUCAGAUAUCCCUCCUCGCUCACACUCUCUCGCUGUCCAUAAACACUUUCAACAAUACUCACCUCACACCAACACUGAUACUUGUUGCCUUGCAUAACCCCUGUAGUAUUUUCCCUCAACCUCCUGUUAGUGUGUUUUUCUCUAAUCAGUGUGUUCUCUGUAUGCCCGUACAGGAUGACCAAAUUUGAUGUGAAGAACUACCUGGAGAAGAUUUAUAGUGUCCCAGUUGGAGCAGUUCGCACCAGGAUACAGUUUGGUGAGUCUGCACUGCUUUGCACAAGUUCAUAGAACUGGAAGUGCUUGACACUAACUCUCAUUUAUUUAGCAAAUUUUGUACCUGCUGUUGAAGAGGUGACUACUACACACCAAUAGCUGCUAUUCACAUGAUUGGGAAGUACUAGUUAGUGAUGGACUGUUCAGUCUUCACAGGUCCUUUCUAGGCCUUGUAACUCUUGACUUGGUACCAAGUAAAAGGUCCAAAUGACUUUUCGUAAUUGUAGGCAGGAUCUUAAUGUAGCGACAUGAGUCUUGCCAGUGGGCCAUUUUGAGAAACAUAAAACUCUGGGGUGUGUGUGACCCAGGCCAGUAUUCUGAAUUGGUACUUAGCGUGUUUUCCUGUCAUCAGUCAUACUCUGACUACAACAUGUAAAUACAUUGAAAGAAAUAGUGAGGAGAUUUUAUUUCAGGUCAGUCUGAUGUUAUUGUAUGACUCAUCGACAUUAUAUCGAGGAAACUUUUGUGGUGGAGGCUCAUUACAUCCAUCAUGGCUCUACACCUAUGUAAAGACAUGGAGUCCAUCCAAAUUGUUAAAAGAGAUGGUGUUAAGUCAGUGGUGAAAACACUAGAGUCAUGGUCAGCAAUACCCGGCCACAAACAUUGCAUCCAAAUUAAAGCCCUGCUGCAGCUGUUGGGGGUAAAUUGAGGGAAUGGUUCACCGAAAGUCUCAGUAAACUCUAAACUGCCAAGUGUGUUAACUCCUGCCUCCUCUAACAUUGAGGGCUACAAUGGGCCUAAAGUUUUCCUGAACAAGGCCAAGUGCUUGUGUUUGUGAACAUAAACAGCCAACUUUUUAUAUCCCACCAACCUCCCAGUAUGAAUUAGAAAUAGAGUUCAGGUGUGGGAACUUAGCUGAAAAAUUCACAUUAAGUAAGCCAAUGUCAGUGACGAUGCCUCUGUCUUUAGGCUGGUGUUUGAUCUAGUUUUGCUGCUUGCUUGUUAAGUACUACUGUUAUGCAAAUCACUAGCAGAGGCCUCCAGUUUGUGCUAGAGCUGGGCGAUUAACUGAAUUAUUUCCAGUAAUUCAAUCGAUUCAAUUUUAUUUUUUAAAUUGAUGUGAAAAAUUAAAAUCUCAACAUUCAAUUUAAGAUUUCCCUGGCUGUCCGUUGUUUUGACCUUGCACAUGUAAUACAUGCAGUCACCAAACCAGGAGGACUGGUGCUGUGUCAUAAACAAACUGUGGUCAACAUCUGUUUGCGCAUGACCGAUAGAUGAAGAACACACGUAACACAAGAUACCUGUGAGCCGGUAAACAAGAAGGAUGGAUAGAGGUCGGACACAGAACAGACCAGUGUGCUAUUCAAAGUUUCUAAAAAGAUUGUAAAGACAAAGGGAAGUGGCUAGGACUGGGCGAUUAUAUGGUUGUGAUUAAUGAUCAUUAUUAAUUUCAGUUCGAUUGCGGUGAUCAGCUGUAAGCAUAUUUACUCAAUCAAACGUAGUGGAAAUGUGUGUGACAACAGCCAAUCAGAGUAGAGUUUUUCCUGCUCAUUGCUGUUAGUUGCCGGAGACGUAAACAGGAGAAGUAAACAGAGUGACCGACCGUGGAGCUAAGAGCGGAGCUGAGAGCAGCAAAAUAGAUUUCAGCCAUGACUUUGAGUCAUCCUCCGAAGAUACCAUUGUUGAGAAUAAAAGUUACUCAAUGUGAGUUGUGUGGUGGUGGUUCGGGUAUCUCCAAAGUGACAUUGAGCAAUUAAGCCAAUGUGCAAGGUAUGUCGGCAGUCGGUGCGGUCUGCACAGCGUGCCACUGCUGACGGCACAAGUAGCAUUAGCAGUUUAGCCACAACUAGCGGUGCAGCCCCCAGACCAAAGCAGCAAUCAAUCGUAUCAUCUACGUUUCCAUCAUCUAAUGUUUACAUUUUAAGGCAUCUUCAUUAACCUUGAGGGGUGAUUUGUUUAUUUUGGGUCUUGCAUACUUGCAUUAACACUCAGGACUGUAAACUAAUUCAGUUUAUUCAUCUACAUUUGUUGUUCAUCUUAUUUAAUUUGCUUUGUUAUUUACUUGUAUGUUAGUAAAAUGUUGAACUAAUCUUUAGUUUCUUUAGUUUUUAGUACAGAUGCUUUAAAGCUGGCAGUUUGAAAAAAUACAACAAAAAUCGUGAUAAUAAUCGAAAUCAGACUAUAUGACUAAAUAUACUGUGAUCAUUUUUUUUCCAAAUCGCCCAGGCCUAGAAGUAGCACAACAAAUCCCUACCAGCACAUCAAGCAAAUGUCCGACAGAGUGGGAGCAAUGUGUGAGGCGUCGCCUCACAAGCCCUGAUGCUAGCUCUAUGAAAAAAAAAAAAAAAAACUCCAGCUAAAGCAGAGCAUAGUGUCACUGCAGUAUUUUCCAAAGUAACGCCAUAUGACAAAUCAGAACAGAGAUAGAAUGAUAUUUCAAAGCGGUGGCCUUUUAUGUACAUGCCACAGAGCACGCCUCAAGCCAGAGUCUGUUGAUAGACUUGUUUUCUUGGUAAGAAAUUUUAAACUAUAAUCCAGCUGGGGGAGAAGCAAGUUGAUGCAUAGGUGUUUAAAAAGUGUUCAUUUUUGUUCGGAUAUAUGAUUGAGAUAAUCGUGACAAGAUUUAAUGCUUACUUAAAAUUUCAUUUGUUGUAUUGCAUUAAUUGCACUUUUUUCUCCAGUCAUACAGUACUGUUUUAUUUUUUUUUUUCAAUACAGUGCCCAUGCAAGAGUUCUUGCUAAAUUACCUCAACAACAGUUAUAUUGCAAAAAACUGCAGAUGUUGUGGCAUCCGAUAAAGUUUCUUAUUUUUGAAUUUACACAGGGAAAAAUUGAUUACAAUCAUGUAUUGGAUUUUAAGCUGAAAAAAUCAAUUAAGAUUUAAUUUUUUGGCCGUAUCACCUAGCCCUUGUUUGUGUUUUUUUUUUUUUCAAUGUUAUCAGGUCACAAAUGGGUAGGUGCACAGUAAGAAUAAGGCAAGCAUGUUUUGGUACUCUACUGUUCCUGAAAGAGAACUGUACCUCAAUUUUCCAUUCCCCAUCAAAUAAUGUUUCUGGUACAUGAUCACUUUAUAUCACACCCCUAUCUUCUCCCUUUCUUUGUCAAAGUGAAUAGAUUCAUCACACACAUAGAUUUUCAAAAGUUUAUUUCCCUAAUUUUUUAUGACUGUAACUUACAGCUAAUGAAAGCCAUCUCAGAAAAUUUGAAUAUUGAAUAAGUUCAAUAUUGGACUCAUGGUGUCAUGCUCUCAUUAGAUGAUUAACUCAAAAUACCUGCAAAGGUGUCCUGAGCUUUUAAAUGGUCUGAAAGUCUGGAUCAGUAGGCCACACAAUCAUGUAAAAAUCUGCAGACUUGACUGUUGUCCAGAAGACGAUCAAUGGCACCAUGCACAAGGAGGGUAAGACACUAGAGGUCAAUGUUGAAGAUGCUACCAUGCUUUAUCCAAGCACAUUUAUGGAAAGCUGAAAGUGAGGAAAAAAAUGGGGUAGAAAAGGGUGCAAAAGCACCAGAGAUAACUGCCGCCUUGAGAUGAUUGUAAAAGGAAGCCUAUUAAAGAAUUUGCAGGAGAUUGAGUGGACUGCUGCUGAGGUCAAUGCUUCCAAGAACCACCACGCACAGACAGAUCCGGGACAUAGCCUUCAACUGUAGCAUUUCUUGUGUGUGUUUCACUUUUUGAACUGAAUUACUGAAAUAAAUCAACUUCUUGAUGAUCAUCUAAUGGGGCUGCACGAUAUAUUGUUUGAGCAUCGUCAUCACGAUGUACCUGUGCGCAGUUGUCACAUUGCAGAGCCAGCGAUAUAGGAGGCGAAUGAACUCAUUUAAUUUCAAGGGUAGCUGACUGAGAUACUCUGCAUGUGAAUCUGCAUUUGCUGUACAGCGAUCCACCAAUCAUUUUUUUACUCAGUUGCCAAUCAGACUACCCUGCCAGCUGUCAAUCAAAAUAAGAGAGGAGAAAACCACGCCCCUGCACAUUGAGUAAGUCGCUGGCGCUGUCAGUGUUUUGCCAAGAAACGCAAGCCCGCCGAGGAUUACUUUGGGAACAUUACUCAUCACUGUUUAGCCCCACAAAUAAGAACUGUAUGGGUUUUAAAUUGUACAUUUCCGUGGACCACUCCACUAAAAGUGGUGCAUGUUUUGCGAAGGGCAUGCAAUUUUCAGCAGCCAUGUGUUUCUCGGCAGAACACUGGUAACAACGAUUGCAAAAUGAGCAACGAACAUAGAAAACCACCGAAAAUGAGGACUUGUUGCCAAAAAGAAAAGCAAGGUCACUUAUCUGGAAUUAUUCAGGUUACAAGAAAGAUGAUGUCGUUGACCAAAACAUGUGUUCUGUGUUCAUCUGUUGCCACAAUAAAGUCCCAGCACAAUAAAAGCUAAAAAUAUCUCUGAGACAGACAGAAGCCAUUCUACUAACAUUCACAAAAAGAGGUGAGAUCAGUUCAGGUUGAUUGCCCACAAAAUUUCAGCAGUGCAGCAAAGCAUAAAGUGCUAUUCAGGUCAUCUGGUGAAAAUUCCUGUAUUUUUUAAUAUCGCAAAAUAUAUCGCAAUGUUAGUUUUUUCCAAUAUAAUGCAGCCUUAUCUUCUAAUUUAUUGAGAUGCACCUUUAGCAGGGGUUGAGAGGGCUAAAAAUUAAAGUGAACAAGUAAAGUAAAUCAGAGUAAACGGAAAACAUUGCACUGUGACCACCCCAGUUUUUUUGGACAUCUAUGCACUUCAUCUGACAGGUAAGACUUUAUGCUGUGAUGGGAUGCAUCAACUCAGGUCCAUUUCAGGGACAUUCACCCUGAAAUAUGUAGAAAUUGUCCAGGGUGAAUGUCCAUAAACAGCUCUUGAGCACUUAUUUUGGACAACCAUGUUUAUUGAAGGUCUAAAGCAGUCCCAUUUUAUAUGUAAUAUUGUAAACCUUGUUUGACCUGCUUCUGUAGUGAGAGGGCUGCACUAAUUUUGCUUUUAUUCAUAAAUUUAUGAACACAAUCAGAAGGCAUGGUGAUAAAUUCAAUCAGCUGCUCAUACUGCACAUUGUUCUUGGUCAGACAUUAUUGAUCUAGUUUAGAGAUUCUCAGCACAAGUCUAAUGUUAACAGAAAAGUGAACCAAAUUCAAUAAUAUUUUAUCAUGUUACACUAAAUAGUAACCCCCGGUUAUAUUAUCUACUGACACUGUUAGCAUGUACUGCUAUGACUACUGAUAUCUCUGUGCUUUAAAGGCAGCUUCUUUGCAUUUUAACACAGGCUUAUUAUUGUCAUCUGGAACAUCAGGUGCAGUACCUGAUGUAAAGAGAUUAAUGUGAAAGCUAAAGAUGAGGGGACCUUGGACAGAUGCCUGUGGAGUUCCCCCCUUAAAACAAUAGCCCUUUCUCAGUUGGGAGUGCAUAACCAUGGCAUAAUGCAUCUGCACUGUAACCUCCCUUUUGUUAGUUCAAGGCUAUCCCAGUAGGACAUUAUAUCUACAUCCGAGUUAGGGAUUUCAUAUUGCGUAAUGGGGUUGUAGAAGCCUGAGUGCUAGCAGGACCUUCAUAUGCACAGAGCUGUUCAACCCUGCCACUAUGUCAGUUUACAGGGACCCCUAUCCUGCUUCUGUAUACUCCUCUUACCAUUGACUGUAUAUAGAAUGUAUGCUGUCUUCCUCCUAGCUGGGUGAAGCCACCCCGAGAACAGCACCCUUUAGUGACUCGCUGCAGUAUAGGUCAUAAAUCCCUCCUCCUCCAGCCAUCCCUAUGGAGCUGUGAACAAACCUUAGAAAUUAAUUACACAGAAUAUACAUUUUUCUCCCCCCUGCUUGCGAUGUUGACAUGUAGUUACUGUGAGACUGGCUUGUGCUCAAGUUCUCUUUUUUUCUGUGCAGCUCCAUUUUUAAAAGUUAUCAGGUGGUUCAUGUUUUCUAUGAUUGGCACUUGAUACAGCCUAUGGGCGUACAAAGAUUAAGUAGCUCAGAAAAAAACGCGGAAAAUACUGAAAACUUUUUGGCUUCAAAUACGUAUACUAGCGGAGGGCGGAUCCAAGUUGUCCGUUGUCAGGGUUUCCCCUACAUGCAAUUGAUCGUGGCACACCACCACGACUAAAUAAAAGCUGCCACACCUAAAAAAAAAAAGUUUUAAUCUCACUUAGUUCUACCUUGGACUCAUAUGUAUCAGCAGUGUUCCCCUACAUUAAUUCAGCAGCGGCGCAAAACCACUGAUAACUACAAAAGCACUCACAGAGCACAGACCUCCGCCAAGCAGCUCAUGUCCCCCCUUAUAUUGUGAUUCACACCAAAACUUUUACUGUUACGUGUCUUUUAUUAACUUUUAUUUGUGUUUAAACUGGUAUGUUCACUGUUCAUAAUGUUCCUAAAACAAGAAAUGCCCUGACCCAGAUUCGAACCCAGGACCUUCUUGCUGUGAGGCUACAGUGCUAACCACUACACCACUGUGCUGCCCAUUGGUUAUCUUUCAGCAUUGAAAAUUUCAACAACACCCUUAUUUUUGUGUGUUCUGGAUCACAGUAUCCGGAAUUUUGUCUGGAUCAGGAUCAACCUUUGACACCUCAUAAAACUCAUUGAGAUCCUUUUGUGUCAUUUUUUACUAAAGACUCUGGCCAUUUUUAUAGAGUUAAAUGCAAAAAUUCCAAAAUUUGCCCUAUCUCACAAUGAUAGAGAAUCCUUCAAAAAAUUCCUGGAUCCGGAAGGCGAUCCAGAUCACCACCAAAAUGUAAUGGGAUCCUCCUGGGGCUGAGACGCACCCCUGGUGAAAAUUACAGGUCAAUCCGUCUGUUACUUUCUCCGUAAAGUUGUUCACAUUCAAACAAACAAACAAACAAACAGGCAAACAAACAAACCAAUGCUACCGAAAACAUAACCUCCUUGGCGGAGGUCAUUACGUGCGCCGCUACUGAAAUUUCACAUGAUCAUUAAUAUCAAUGCGCCACUAAUGAUUUUUUAUGUCACUGUGUGAGCACAACACACAGUGUUAUUUUUGACUUGUUUUGAGUUAUCAAUGAGCGCCUCUUCCGCUAAUGUGAAGGGUAACGUUGAAGCUUAUAUACUGUCUGUAUAGCGAGUAGCGCAGGUAACGUAACGUGUAUGUAACAGUGUAGCUCCUGGAGCGGCAAGAGAUUGGGAGUAACAACGACCCCCCCACCCCAACACACACACACACACCGCUGCUGCUGAAAAAAAUUCUAGGGGAGACACUGGUAGUAUAUACAGUCCAUGCGUCUUACCAAUUGCAACCUCCACUGGUGCCUGUAGUGACAUUUAUAUCUUGUGAAUGUCACCUUGAAAUGAGCUUAUGAGAAGUGGCAUCAUGUCUUUAAUCUUUGUGCACUGCAUUCUGUUUUUUUUGCUUGGAUUAGUAACGUUUAGCAAAAGUUUUUAAUUUUCAUAUGCGUGCACUAAAAUUUCAUAGAUAAUACGCACUUUAUAGUCUCUUAAAUCAGUUGAUAGGUUUGCAAAUUAUAUUUUUGUUGUUUAUGUGAGUCACAAAGAAUAUGCUUUUGUUUUAAAGUAUAAAGUCAAAUAUUCCUGUUAUUUAGCCUUUAAGCAGCUGUUAGUGGGGACAAGCAUUUCUCAGCUUGCAGUGUAGACUGUCUUACCAUUGACGUGUGGCAGAGGGAGUGUUUUCAAGCGGCUAGUUGUGGUAGUGGUUAGCGUGCCUGGCUCUCCUUUCUCCUAACACACACAGCUGCUUAUCUGACAAUCUGCUGCUGCAGCAUUCCAGCCUCCAGCUGUCCCAGGACACCCCACUCUCCCUCCGCACAAACACAUAUUAUUCACUUACAAACGUGCAUCUUUGGGACCCUUAGUGCCCCCCGCCCCCUCAUCAAGUGUUAUCGUAGAGCCAACAGUGUUAUAUCACUGACUUAAUCCUCGACCCGCAUUUGUAUGGGUUGAUUUAUGGGCUCCCUACAAAUUUAGGACCUAUCAAGUGAAUGAAGGAACAAAGGUGGAGGACAUAUAGGUGACUUAAACUUGUGGAACAGCUGAGAUGAGUGUGCAUGAGCCCCCUCUGUGCAGUGCCUGAAGGGCCAAAAGGAGCCCCCUCUACCUCUGGAGGAGAGGCUGGGAGGGGAGGAGGAGAGAGGCGCCUACCUUAGCCUAGCCUACAGUGUGGAGUACCCAUUAACACUGUUUAUUAGGGUUGUGUUGUUAAAAGCUAGGGGAAAAGGAAAACCCCUCGGGAGGGUGGGUGGAAGGAAAGCAUUGAGCUGUGAGGGUACAGAGAGGAUAAAGUAAAAAGGGCAGCUCAGGGCCCCUCGGUGAUCCCGAGGUGCGUCAGAGAAGGUAUCCCAUGUCUGCGUCAGGGGUUCCACUCAAUUGGCUGCGUAAAGACGGGAACCGGCAGAGUACAGCGAGGGGCGCAAACGACCCUUUCCUCCCUCCAUGGGCGGCAGGGGUAUUUUGGAAGAAGUUACCAUGGUUACUCCUUUGGCCUGGGAUUUGUAACAUGAUAGCCGGCUGCCAAACCGCAAUCUCAAAGUGGGAGAAAUUGUGCUUGCGUUUGCGAGUGUUGCAUGAAAGCCAUGUCUGUGGGUCUGUUAGGAAAGGACUAUGUGAAUAAAGAGAAACACGCUCUGUACCUUUUUUAGACCAUUGUGUAAAUGUGUCUUAUAGAGUUUAUUUAAUUCAAUUCAGUUUUUUUUUUUUUUUUUUUUUGGGGGGGGGCAUUGUCUUACCCUGCUCUUUUAAAGGUUGAACCAUAUCCCUGUGGAUUUCCUUAACAAUCACAGACAUAGACAGAGACACACUCUUCGUUACCUCUGUCUCCCACCCACACAGGGGCCUCCAGUUAGCCAGGGGAGCAUGGAGGGGGUGUUUUACAACCCUGCUCAGGGCUUUCCCUGAGCAGUGGGCUGCCUGGCUAGUGAUUAUAGCUACACAUACCACACACACACACACACACACACAUUCACACACACACAUGACUCAUUAUAGCGGAAUGUUUCCCUUGUUUUUCAUGUCAUAAACUGUUCCCAUAGCAAUGUCAGUUUCUCAAAGGGCUUGUUGACUUGACCACUGGUGUCCUCCUGAGAUCAGAAUCCAGGCAGAGAUGAUCGUUUGAUGCUCUAUUUAUGAGCGCUCAGUGACAACAGACUUUUUGGCCCCGAAGCAAAGAUUGGGGUGAGCUGAAGUUAAAUAAAAGUAAAAUUUCAUUUUAUGGUGCUGGGCCUUUAGCUGGUCCUGAUCACAAUUAAACACAUGCAACACAAACAUAUAACUGCACAUGGACUCAGCAUCUCCCUUGUCUCCCAGACUUGAAAAGGUCAGACAGGAGAAAUGGUGAUGUCAUCAUCAUCAUCAUCAUCAUCUCCAGCUGGAGAUGGGUUAACCCGCCUUCUGCAAUCAACAAGAUCAGACUGUGCUUUACCACGUGGUUUUCUCAGUCACACUGUGUCAUGAACAAAAAUGUGAAGUCAAAUGGAUUAGCUGCUGUAAUUAUAAAGCUGCAUGUCGUCCAAAGGGAAACUGAGCUGCAGUCAGAAUUGUUAAACUACAGUGGUAACUCAGGCUGAAAUGCAUUAUUGUCACAUGUUGUACUUUGAAUUUUCUUUUUGUUUGCAGAUUUUGUGGUGGUAAUAACUGAAAUAUGUGCAUCUUUAUUUGUGGUUGAUCGUUGCAAGCAAGCAAGUUGACUGAUGGUUGAUAUUUAAUGCUCAUAUCACAUUACAUCACAUUUUGCAUUUGAUGAAGUACAACAAUUAAUGAUAUUAAUGAAUGAGAAACAAAAACGCUGAACUUGAAUUAACAUUUCCGCAAGUAAAUGUAGACAGAAAAAAUUUAUUUGCCAACCCAUUAAUCAGUCUAUUUUUAACCUUAAUUUUCUGCAGCAUAAUACCAUGUGACUGACUGGUUUUAUUGAACCAACAACUUUAAAACUUGAAUUAGUUUAAGUUUAGAAAACUUGAAACAGAACCUGCAUUUGAAAAGUUGUUUAUGCUUAAAAAGAAUUUUUCUCUUUUUCUGUUUCACUUGUUGAUUAACUUUUCUAAUAUUUCCCUGUUUUGUACGGAUACGAUAUUACAUGAUUGGCAUUACAAACGCAACAGUGUCUAAAUCACAUGAAUAAGUCUUGAGGUGUCUCAUUUUGUGAAUUAAAUAAAAAAUCAAAUUACAGUCUUUUAUCACAUAUAUGCAUAAAAAGUGUCACAAAAUAAAAGAAAGCAAUGCUGCUCACUUAUUUUGCUAAAUCAUCCUCAUAUAACUUAGAUUAAAGUCUACACAUCGCUUUCUCCUCGUUACUGGGCUCUCCUUAAUCGCUCGGGUAAAAUCCGAAAUGCACCCACAGUAGUGAUGUGGUACGUGGCUUUGAAACCAGAACCAUCCUCCAUCUGACCAAGACGAGAGGUAAACAACGUGUGGCGGCAACGACGACGGUGCGUGCUGCAGCUGCUGGCGCAACACGAUGAUGUCAGACUCGGAUUAAAGUUAUUUUAUGUAACUUUGUGGAUAAUAUAAAUGAUGAACAAUAAUCGGGAAUAUGGGAAAUAACUGCGGUUGGCAAAUAUUGUAAUAAUUGCGACUGCCGCAUAUGUAAGCAGAAAAGCCUCUGUACAAACUCUGUUUCAACCCCUGCUGUUUUUGAAUGUUCUAGUGUCAUCUGACUGUUCAACUACAUUAACACUGCACUUCUCAUCUCCUACUGUACUGGUGAUCAUGAUCAUUAUAAAUGUGUUCCCAGUCUGAAGCCUUAAAAACAUUAACCUUUGUUUUAUCAUUCUUUCAUAUUCAUAAAUGCUGUACUCUCUGUUUUUAUGUUUCCCAGGCUCCAACAAGAAGAGGAAUCACCUAAACCAGAAGGUGAAGCAGCCUGACUAUAAAGUGGCCUACGUACAGCUGGUGAGAAGACUCAAAGACACUUUUGCAAUCUUGCAAAUACACUCAUCCUUCGAGUCCAAGUCCUCUCUGGUUGCUGUGUUGUUUUGGUAGCAUUAGCUUAUUGACUCCUGUCCAGUGCACAGUGGGAGGUGGAACCCUCUCCAGAAACACACACUCUCUUUCCCUUUGACACCCAGCCCUCUGUAGGCUGCUGUUUUUCUUUCUAAUUGUCGAGGUUUCGUUAUUAAACACAACACCCAGGGGGAAAGGGCAUUCUGGGACUUGAGCUUUUGGCUUUUGUGUCAAGGGCUGUUUUUGAAGGGGGGGGGGGGGGUUAGGUUGUAGGUUGGAGAGGUGAGGUGGCUUAGUUGGUGUACCUUUGUAGAGCCCUCAGAUGAGGCAAAAUUUGAUGCAAGCCCUUAAAUGCCGAUGGUAUGAGCAGACACACACAUAUAACAAAAUGACUGUUGCACACACCCUUCAUAGAAAUGUAUCGAACAAUGUCCCAGCGCUGGCCUUGGUCAAUUGUAUUCUCUGUUUAAUUAAUACAACCUCUCAUGCAAACACUCACAAAUCCACACCCCCACCAACACAUCUCUCUCUCUCCUGUGUGGUUCACAGUCUCAGGCCGCCCUCUUGGGAAAGCAGCCGUCUGGGUUCCUACUGGGCUCAAGGUUGAAAGGUCCUCUCUGCUCACAUGCCAAACUUAUUACAGGACAUUAUGAGAUAUGGUUAUCAUCUGGCGUAGCUUUCUUUUCUCUCUGUGUUGUGCCAUUACUGGAAUGUGAACAGUCAUGAGCACUUAGCAUGCGUGUGUUUGAAGGGGCACUCCCCAUGGCGGCGUGGCAGCCCAGACUUCAUCAUUGCGUAAUGGCCAUUGCCUUCACACCUGUGUUUGAGGUGAGAUUUGGGUCAGGAAGGCCCGGUCCCUGCACGUCUUGCCAAUGUUUGAAGUCUUUUACCCUUUGAAAUCAAACAACCCCCCCCCACCCAAAAAUAUGUAAAAAAAGGUCAUUGUUUUAAUGCUCCUUUGAUGCAGAUGUCAAAAGCAAUGGGCCUUUGUUUUGUUCCUUCCGUUUUGAUCUUGCCCAGAUAAAUCAACAGCGGUGUAGACGCUUGUUUACACCCCGCCGCCCACCCGACUGGGAGCCAUCAAUCUCGAAACGGAUGAAUAAUGAAAAUUGUCUAAACCCAACAAUUUGAAAGAGGAUACAUGCUCGAAGCAGCCAUGAAUCUUUUAAAGGGAGACUUCCUUUCUUGUGACACCAAGAAGGUGGCCCGUGACUUUGUGCAUCUGGAAUUCCUUACAGGAGUCAGAAGUGAUGCUCCUGUCUCACCAGAAUCAAACGACAGUGAUAAGAGGGAGGAUGCAGAACAGCAGACACACAUCUGUGACAUUUGUGCAUCACCCAAGCAUGCAGAGCCCCAAAGGCCGAAUACUUUUCCUUGAAUGUCAUUCACUCCCUAGCUGCAAUCACGUCGUGGUUUUCGGGAGUCAUGAUCAUUUGAUGAUGAACAACGGGCAGAGAGACUGAGAUGGAGGCUCUUUGUGUUUGAAACAGCUCGAUAUAAAAACAAAUAUCCGGCCUAUUUCUCUGGCAGUUUUUCUUUAAAAAAAAACAACAAAAAAAACAGGCUCUCAAAACUCCCCUUCCUACCUCACUCUCUUUCUUGUGUUUGCGCGCACACACUUGCAAAAACUCACACACACACACACACACACACACACACACACACAGCCCCAGAAAACCCUCCUUUCUUUUGCAGCGGUGGGUAGAAAACAAGAUUGUUCUUAAUUGACUCCACAUGUGGGAGAGUGUUCUGUGGGUCGAUGCUCACACCGCGGUCCCCCUGUUCUACCCUCAUCCUUUCCUCUCCCCCCUUCUCCUCCCUCCUCCUGCCCCCGCCAUCAGCUUAUAUAGCAGCGGUAAUAUGUUUGCACUCUCCCUCUCUCUUGUUCCUUCCUCCUGGUCUGUGGUUGAGGGGAGGCCUCCUGUUAGCGGGGUUCCGUGACGGCCAUUUUCCUCAUGCCUAGAGGAGGACCCCAGUAACAAGGAAAGAGAUAGCGUCUGUGUGAAAUGUGCAUUUCAUGUGAGGAAGUCUGUGUGAGAUUGUGUGUGCGUGCGUGUGUGUGUGUGUGAGUGGCAAACAUAGGGGAGGUGACUAAGGGGAUGAUGGAGUCAAGCCAGAGCAGGGAGGUCCAGAGACAGGGCAAAGUGAUCAGGGGCAGAGGGGGGCUGUGUGUGUGUGUGUGUGUGUGUGUGUGUGUGUGUGUGUGUGUGUGUGUGUGUGUGUGUGUGUGUGUGUGUGUGUGUGUGUGUGUGUGUGUGUGGUUGGUGACAGGGUGGUGGAGUGUGUGCUCGGUUGAUAAGAACAGCCAAACACAAUGACAAAUCUUGAGUCCAUUUCAUAGAUUUCUGAUGGUUUCAUGUUAAUCUCCAUUCUGACAUUAUUGAAGAGUUCUGGUUUUCAGUUUGUAGUAGGUUUGUAGUCCCAGUUGUGUUGACCCAUCAGGUUUUGUUGUUUGCAGGAAAAACAGUCCAUGUGGAGAGCGUUAGCAUGCAGGUGGAGCACACACUGCUGCAGUGACAUCCUGGCUCCUAUUGGCAGUAAUCUGAUGAUGAUCUAUCCUAUAUAUUUAUACAAGAGCAGCUGACAAACUGUUCUGGAUCAAAAAUACAAACUUGAGCAACAAACAUCUUGGACACAGUGAUGCAAAAUCUCAUCAGAAGUUAGAUUUUUAGAUUUCCUUUGGUGCUUAAGAAACGAUUUAAUCAAACUAUGUUCAUCAACCAUAAAUUUUAAACUUCUACUUUUGAUUUGUUUUCUCUUCGCACUUCUACUUUGUGAAGAUCUCUAUCACAGAGUUAUUUUGGCAAACUUUAGCUCAGUUACUUGUAAGGAAAUCACUCGGUUUUGUUUUUGGCUGCUGUUGAACUGGGACCCAGUACUACUUAAAACAAUGGGCACCACUGUGAGCAAUGUGAUGGACAACAAUGUCGACAUUAUACUAGACUGCAGACAUGAAAACAGACCAAGAAGGAAGUCUUGGUUUCCAGUUGUCUUUGAACCGGCUAGCUUACAGUGAAAGGACUUUUGCUUACAUUGAUCGUCACAGUUGAAGUUUCGUGAUUGGUUGUUUGUCAGUUUGACAAUCUGUAUGUAGUGAGAUAACUGUCUCUGCUAGGGCUGUAAAGUCCUAGUCGACUGGUCAACUUAUUGGUCAAUGCGUGCUAAAGUUGACCAAAAUUCUGAUUGGUCGACUUGAUUUUUUUCGCAUCAGUUUACAGUCUAUGGUUUAUUUCAUCAGGGGGAGCGUACCAGGUGCUAAUGGGGGUGUUUUCAGAACACUUCCGUUUCACAGGUAACAGCCUGUCUCAGAACAACCCCCUUGUUUUCACCAUUUUGGAUUCGCCCAACCCACAGGAGACCGGCUGGAGACAGGAAGUUUGAAGAAAGUCCACAUGAAUUAACGUCCGGCGAUUAGCUGUGUCCAAAAGUGCUAACCAAGGUUGCUUUGCACAGUAACACUUCAUGCUCAUUAUCAAUAUACUUGAGGGACAGCAGAUACACACGUGGACAAAAUUGUUGGUACCCCUCAGUUAAAGAAGGAAAAACCCACAAUUCUCACUGAAAUCACUUGAAACCUACAAAAGUAACAAUAAAUAAAAAUUUAUUGAAAAUUAAAUAAUCAAAAUCAGCCAUUACGUUUGAAAUGUUGAUUAACAUAAUUAUUUAAAAAAAACAAACUAAUGAAAUAGGGCUGGACAAAAAUGAUGGUACCUCUAUAAAAGAUUGAAAACUAUUUGACCAGAGUGACAUGAUUAACUCAGGUGUGUCCUUUAAUUGACAUCACAGGUGUUUCCAAACUCAUAAUCAGUCAGUCUGCCUAUUUAAAGGGAGACAAGUAGUCACUCUGCUGUUUGGUGAAAAGGUGUGUACCACACUGAACAUGGACAACAGAAAGCGAAGGAGAGAAUUGUCCCAGGACAUCCGAAAAAAAAUUAUAGACAAACAUCUUAAAGGUGCAGGCUAUAAGACCAUCUCUAAACAGCUUGAAGUUCCUGUGACAACAGUGGCUCAUAUUAUUCAGAAGUUCAAGACCCACGGGACAGUAGCCAACCUCCCUGGACGUGGCCGCAAGAGGAAAAUUGAUGACAGAUUGAAGAGACAGAUCGUUCGAAAUGUAUCCAAAGAGCCCAGGACAACCUCCAAAGAAAUUAAAGGUGAACUCCAAGGCCAAGGUACAUCAGUGUCAGAUCGCACCAUUCGUCGUUGUUUGAGCCAAAGUGGACUUCAUGGGAGACGACCAAGGAGGACACCACUGCUGAAAAAAAAUCAUAAAAAAGCGAGACUGGAAUUUGCAAAAAUGCAUGUUGACAAGCCACAAAGCUUCUGUGAGAAUGUCCUUUGGACAGAUGAGACCAAACUGGAGCUUUUUGGUAAGGCACAUCAACUCUAUGUUCAUAGACUCAAAAACCAAGCAUACGAAGAAAAGAACACUGUCCCUACGGUGAAACAUGAAGGAGGCUCAGCAAUGUUUUGGGGCUGCUUUGCUGCAUCUGGCACAGGGUGUCUUGAAUGUGUGCAAGGUAAAAUGAAAUCUGACGACUAUCAAGGCAUUCUGGAGAGAAAUGUGCUGCCUAGUGUCAGAAAGCUUGGUCUCAGUCGCAGGUCAUGGGUCUUCCAACAGGACAACGAUCCAAAACACACAGCCAAAAACACCCAAGAAUGGCUGAGAGAAAAGCGUUGGACUAUUCUAAAGUGGCCUUCCAUGAGCCCAGAUCUGAAUCCCAUUGAACAUCUGUGGAAGGAGCUGAAACAUGCCAUUUGGAGAAGACACCCAUCAAACCUGAGACAACUGGAGCAGUUUGCUCAUGAGGAGUGGGCCAAAAUACCUGUUGACAGCUGCAGAACGCUCAUUGACAAAUACAGAAAUCGUUUAAUUGCAGUGAUUGCCUCAAAAGGUUGUGCAACAAAAUAUUAAGUUAUGGGUACCAUCAUUUUUGUCCAGCCCUAUUUCAUUAGUUUUUUUUUUUUUUAUAAUUAUGUUAAUCAACAUUUCAAACGUAAUGGCUGAUUUUGAUUAUUUAAUUUUCAAUAAAUUUUUAUUUAUUGUUACUUUUGUAGGUUUCAAGUGAUUUCAGUGAGAAUUGUGGGUUUUUCCUUCUUUAACUGAGGGGUACCAACAAUUUUGUCCACGUGUGUAGAUCAGGGAACCAGAGAGAGAAGGGGGUGCCAUGUUGGAAAAGAGUUGAGGGCUGCCAUCAGGACAAACUGGUUUCCCUUAAAUGUAAUGCUCAUUCAAGAUAUACAUAAUCCAUCAUCUUUUCAGUUCCAUACAGAGGCUGAUGUCUGGUCCAAAUGUGUUUCCCUUCUCAACCUCUGGGGAAGGUCACUCUUCAUGCCCAUGUGAUUUGAAUGAGAAUUUGGUUUUAAAGGAUGUAAACCCCUCUCAACCAUCACUUGUGAUUCACACUCUCUAAAGUCUUUUGGUUUAUCUUAACUUUGAUGUGCACAGUGCUACCAUCCUCACUUAAACCUUGCUUUCAUGUGAAACCUUCCUUAACCCAACCUGGUGCUUUCUAUAAAAGAGAAGGGUGAGCACCUCUGAAAUUAUAGUUAGUUUUGAAUGUUCUUCGUCAUUGUGUAGCAACAUUAUUGCCAGUCAAACAUUUAUGAUAAAGUGCUCUCUGCCUGGCAUGUAAAUGAAAAGGCUGUGGUGAGUUUUGGUCAGAGGAGGAGUUAUUUUCUCUCUUUAGAGUGGCAGCUAGUUUGCAAGAGAGCUUUGCUGGCUGGUGCCAGCUGCAGCACUUCAGUGGGCUGAGUGCUCAGAGUGCAUGUUGAAAGCUCCCGGGGGCGACGUUGUGAAUAUAUGAAUGGGAUGCCUGACCAGUCUCAGCAUUUCUGAAUGAUCCAGUUUAGUGACACAAUGUGCGGGAAAUGUCACAUAGAUGCAGUAAAAGUAACACUGUCCUAUCAGCAGAUUGGCUACAGCUGGUGAGAUUGUUCAUCUGACAGAAUGAUCUCAUUUAUUCAUCUGGGAUUCAGUCUUUCUUAAGAUAAGGGACCAGUUUCUAAAACAUUGUGAAAUUACUGUAUGUCUGGAACAUAACUCUUAAGUGUAAACAGAGUAGAGUAGCUAUUGGCGAGUAAAUUUUCUUUAUCGUUUUCUCUGAAGUCUGUGAUGAUAUCAGUGUAAAGGCAGGAAUCUCAGAUAUUUUCUCAGUGUUGUUUUCAGAAGAGGUCAAAAGGGAGCAACAGUUGUGUUCUUUACGUGUUGGGCACUGCAUGGCACUUCCAGACACCUGUGGGAUGUUAGGAAUAAUAUCACUCAAAAAUCCAUAUUAGUCAAGUGCUGUUUGACACCUAAUAACGUCAGAGUGAGAUCAGAAGUUCUUGUGCGCACCAAUAGAAAUAUGGGCUCACUGGAAAUCCGUGUGUGUGCGUCAUCUGUAACCUGAAGAUAAAAGCUCACUUCAUACAGACAGAGAGGACUGUCUGCAGAAAGGCCAAAGAAGUGAAAGUAGGUGGGUAGAAAUUUUUACAACAAAAGGAAGAGGAGGCAAAGAGAUGGUCCAAGGUGUUGUAAUGACGCUGACCUUUGUCGCUAUGAAAGAAGUUUGUUUACUCAUUUAAAACCACUGAUGUCACUGUUUUCAGAGUAGUCACGAUCAAGCUGUCACACUUGUCACACUUACACUCAUUUUAAACAGUUCUUUUAAUAAAAGACUGUAUCAACAAUGUCAUAUCAGAACACCAAUACAGUGCGCUUCAGACCUUUUUCCUAUUUUCCCAAAAUGUUUUAUUUUUUGAACAGUUUAAGAAGUUGUGAAAUAGUGGAAAGAUGAAGAAAACAAUAAGUUGAAAACUUUUGUUGAGAGUUGAAUAAAUAAGUCCUCUUCUCAUUGCAUACUCCUAAAUUUCUUUUUCCUCUGGGGGACACAAGCACCAAUGUAAAGGCAGCUCAACAUUGCUCACUUAGACAUUAGUAUGUCUCCAUUACUGCUUGUUUGCCUGGUGACCUUUUUUUCCUUUUUUUUUUUUUGUUUUUUUACUUUGUGAAUAGGUUGUCAGUGUUUCUUUCUAGGACUCUGGCCUCUCAGAACAGUGCUUCAAACCAGUUGCACCAGCAAGACUGCCUGGUGCCCAAAGCAAUGUAGCGACCGAAAGACCACAGAACAAAACAAGAUAUGGGGCUGAACCAACAGCUGUAGAAUAAGUGGUAGCUUCAAUCAAAUUGCUCAUUUCCCUUGUUUCUUUCUGUAGCUUUCUCCGCCCCCGCUAGGUCCAUAGGGAGGGCAUCACUUGAAGUGAAUGAGAGAGACAAACAAACAGAAAGAGAGACUGCGAGGCAAACAUGGAAGAGUGGUGACACAGCUGAAAACAAGAGAGAGAAAGAGAGAGAGAGAGAGAAAGGAACAGCUGUAUUGAGGAUGAUUAAGACCAGGUCUGGCUUUAUCCUCCGUUUGACUGACACUAGAUGGCAACGUUUUGCUGUACAGCUCCUCUCAAUAGCUUUCCCUCAUCUUCUAUCUGUUAUUGACUCCUUGUUGCCUAACAAUAGACCCUCCAGGGUUCAGUGACUGUGUGUAUCUGGCUUGGCUGAGGGGUACAGGAUGGGGGGCUGCAGAAUGGGGGACUGCAACCCCCCCCCCAUGUUCCUGUUCAGAGCGAAGCCCCGGCUCUUUGGAGCAGGAGGUGCUGAAUCAGGCAGAGGGGCCGAGGAGGGAAAUCUUGCUUAUCUGUAUGGAAUUUUAUUAUUUUCAACUAUUUGGAUCACGAUGGCUCCCGCUCUCUUUCCCUCCCUCUUCCUCCUUUCCACCUUGUCACGCAAACACAGCCUUUCCUCACACAGCCUUGUCUGUCUGCCGCUACGCUUCCUUCCCUUCCCUGUGCUGCCUCACCCUCGCUUAUCAUGCCAAUUAACAUUUUUAACUUCUGCCACUUUUCCUCUAGAACUCUCUUUUACCCUGCAUCUGCCUCAUUUUUCACUUGUCACAUGGCGGUGAACGGUUCAUCAUAUGAAAAUUGCAUUUUCAACACUUAACAUUCAAAUUUCUAGCAGAACAAUAUUUCUCUUAUCUUUUUCAGUCGCCCUAAAGCAGGAACUAACUUGGCUCCAAUUUCACAGCUAUCAUUUAUACAUAAUAUCGGUAAAAUUGCAACUGUUCUUUAUAAAUUAUUUUUAAAUUUAAAGGGCAUCGACUUAUGGGAUUUCUUGUGUAUAAUAAUUCGAAAAAAAAAGUCAAAACAUACAAAAAGCCAAUUAUUAACUCUUAACACCAACAAUAUCAAAAAAAUACAAAUAACCCUCUAGGCCAUGACAGGAGAAAGUCAGCCGAUGCUCUCUUUGGUUUAAAGCAGCUGACAACCGUUAAAAAGAGACUCCAGGGAAAAUAUUACAGGAACAUUUCAGUCCUCUGCUUGGAUAGAAUUUUGUUCUUUCAAUUUUCUCAUACCAGUAUUUGACAAUCUUUAAUCUAUUUGUCAAAAUACAACUUAAAAAACAGUGCAGUUAUCAAGAAAAGCAAACCAAGGUAAGUUUUCAGGAGCAUUUUAUCCAUUGAUGUAACCUCAUCAACUGUUGACAUGACUGAACAAAAAGAGUGCACACGAUGACAGUGCAUGGGUAUCAGGCAAAUAAUAAUAAUUAAAAAAAAGCACAUUAAUAAUUGGUUUAAGGACCUCAGGAAGAAUAGCUGAGGCUCGACCAAGGCUAAUGAGGAUCCCAAAUAAAUCAAAUCAAAUCAAAUAAAAACACUUUUCUGUUAUCAGUCAAAUCAUGCUGAGAAAAUGCUUAUGUAACAGCAGUCCACGGUUCUGAAGUCAUGUGACAUCUUACCUUUAAGAAAAGGUGACAGUCCAAAUCAUAAUCCAGUUUAUUAUCUACAUAAGAUAUGAAAGGACUACACAUAAUUAUAAAAAAACCUCUGCUAUCUAACAUGACUUAUUUUUGUGAAGAAAGCCUCAGCCAAAGUAACAUAAUAAAGAAAACAUUGACAUUUUUUAAUUGUUUUUCUUUUUGUAUUGGCUGAGAAGUUUGUAGUAACAGUUCAAAGUGAGAAAAUCAGAAUCGCCCUGGACUGAGUCAUGCAGCUUUACUCUGACUGAAACGUAUCUGUCAGCAUUCUGCGCAUAUAAAUCUUUGGAGGGAAGGAAUGGGCUGAUGCACUCAUUAGCGUGUGUACGUUUUCAUGUACGUGUGUGUGUCUGCACGAGCACAUAAGCUGUUGGUAAGCUAAUAAAAGGAGAAGCUUUUCCUGGCAAUCAGGCUUUGCCGAAAGGCCCACCAUCACUGUAUGUCUCCUGAUUUGAAAAAAUUCACUCUUCAGUAAAAUCCUGGGUGUGUGGUACUUUGUGUGUGUGUUUGUGUGUAUGUGCGUACAUGUAGGUUUCAUAAGAGCUCAGGAAAAGAGAGAACAUGAAUUAUAGAGAACAGAGCAAGGUCUUAACCAUCCGGUUUGGAUUUUCACACGCAAACCUUUUUUUGAAUGGCUUCAGUCAAGGCUCUCUGUUGUUCAUUUUUACAUACUUGAUGCUUUGCACCUUUAAUAGCUAAACAAUAAAUAUGCUCUAAAUGUCAGGAAAUGAUGAUUGGUGAUUCUUUUUGAGGGUUUAAAAAAAUCCAAAAAGCAGAGCAGUAUAGUUACCUGACUUAACAACAAAUAAGAAGCUCAGUUUGUUUUCAUGAGAAGUAAAACAGUUUGAUCUGAAUAUCUUUUUAUCUCUUCUUCCUUCUCUGUGACUCUCAAUCCUCUUUUCCUUCUCUCCCUUUCCCGCUAUCCACUGAUCCUGACUUUAUCUCUCUCCACAGCGUCCUCUCUCAUCACCCUUAUUUCCUUCCACAUUUCCUCCAGGUCCCCUUUAUUUAGAUAGCCUUGGACGCGCACACGUUUGUACCAACACGCGCGCUCACACACGCACAAGAAGGGCAUGUGUGUAACCUUUCUUGAUUACCCCUGACCUGUAAUGACACAGCUGCUACUUUGAUCAGCCAAUCAGCAUGCGGCGCCACCCAGGUUCUCAGCAGGGCUGCCACUGGCCUGAUAAAGCUCUCUGAUAGGCCUCUGCUGGUGCAUUUCCUGUUUUGGUAUGCUUCUUUGCUUUUUAUUUUCUCCACCAGCUGCUCCCUGCAUUCCUAGGAAUCGGGGAGGGGGCAGGGGCAUUGCCUGGAUGUUUAUGUUGCAUGUGCAUGUAGGGGUGAGUGUGUGUGUGUUUUGAACUGAGUGUUUGUAUGUGUUGUGUUGUGUGUGAGGAUGUGUUUGGUAGCCUAGAUAGAAAGGUCUGAGGCUGAGGGGGGCGGGGUAAGGUUAAGGGGAUGCUUGAAAUUGGGGGAGGGUGUGUGAGGGUUGUUUACAUGCAUUGGCGAGAGAGAAAUGGGGUACAUUGUGGGGGCGGGGGGGGUGGAUGACUUAGAUGGAAGGGAUAAUGAUAGUGAACAGCUGUUUGUGUGUGCUUACGUGGGUGUAAUAGGGGUGUGGGGUUGAGAUAGGUGAGGUUUAGGUCACAUUGGACUGACAGGGACUGGGUGCUCACCUGAACUCGAAGAUGACACGACUGAGAGUUUUGGUUGUCUUUUGCUGAUAUGGACGGAUUUGUCAUUCUUUGCUUUGUGUUGUUAUCCUUCAAGGGUCCACUUCAAGACCAGAUGGAUGUCUUAGUGGGUGAGUGGGUGUGUAUUUAGAUGCUGAUGAUCUGUUCCCGAGAGCUCUGUUACCAGGGUCCAGUGUCUCCAGUAGCAGGCAGGAGGCAGACAUGUCCAGACAUGAAAACAGUCAUGUGCACACGCAAACGCACACGCAAACGCUUUCUCCCUCACACCCUCUGUUUGUCUCUGGGCAGAAGUAUGUACCAUUGGACCCCUAUGUCAGAGGGUCACUGGGAGAGAUGUGGAGGUAUUUUCAGUCAACAUCAGAGGUGGUGUUUGCCACCUGCCUCACUCCUGCUCUUUGCUUCUUCUUUAUUCUGUCAAGUUUGCUCCCUUGGGCCUCAGCAGCGAUAUAAUUUCCUGUAUUUGUUAGAAAAAAAGAUCAUGUCAGGUAUCAAAACUCACACUGAUUAAACCCUGUAGGAUUUCUAGUCUGUCAAAUCUUUUGUGAAUAUGAUACUCAGAUAAGGACCCAGAUGUAAUGCCACACUAGUCCAGUCAUUUAAUAUGUUGUAUUUAAAAUGAUCAUUUUUCAAUUCUUGAUGACUUUAAAUCCAGAAUUUUUCAAAAGCAGGAUGUGUUGUCAAUAAGGCUAUAACUGUACAUCUCCUAAAUAAAACUAGACCUGCUUUUCGGAGAUAGCAACAAACCAAUAACAUUAGCAAUACAUGAAGAAAUAUAGCAUGAACAACUAUAAUGAAUACAAUAUGAUUCAUGCAUGGAAUAAUUACAGUACUGAAUGCAUUCCUCUGACUCAGCAAAGACAGCAUUUGUGUCAGAUGAGAUAAGAACAUGCGGUAUUGGCAGUGCUCAUGAUGUUCUUGUCAUGAUAAGUUAAUUAAAUUUGGUUAAACUGAAUUAACGUCCAGUUGACAGACUGGCCCUGUCCUUGUUGACCAUGUGUUCGAAGAUUAGUUUUUCAUUUUGACCCUUUAAUUUUCCAAUAAAACACUGAUGCCAUGGCUGUAUGAACAGGAAAUGCAUCACCAGAGGAUGGAGAAAUCCUCUGAAUUUUUUGUAAGGACAAAAGCCAAAACAAACCUUUUUUGCCUGCAAACACUAUUCCAAAUGUUUUCUUGUCUCCAUCAUGUGGUCCGUAGGUUAUGAAUGUAAGGACUGUUAAUAUGAAUGAAUUAUAAACUUGUCUGAAUCUGAAUCUGAAUCCGAAAUGGAGAUGCAGAAACAUACUCUGCUGCAAUCCAAGGCUGACCAAGUUAUUUGCCUUUUGCCGGGCUGUGGAGGAGAUGUCAUUGUAAUUGGAGGGAGGGUCGAGGUCGUGACCCUGAAUGAACCCACAGCAGGAUGCUAUUGGUUAGUGGUCUACUCUUACCACUUAUCUGUCUUUUCCAGAGAAGGAUGAUUUCACUCUCCUCUCUCUCAAAACAGUUUUUUUUUUCACAACCAAAGGCUCAAGAGGUUCUCAUGUUGUUUCUCAAUGUGACCUCUUCACCCACAAUUUUUUUUAUAACUAACGAUUGACUCAUUCUCACCUCACCUUCCCUGAAAAGAGUCAACAAUCCCGCAGACAGCAGUCCAGUUUUAUUUGUCUUUUGGCUUUGAUUUUCCUUACCCCUUCACUCUCCCUUCUCAUCCCAUCUCCCCUUCUCCUCUGUCUCCGACUCUUCCUGGAAUAUUUUCUACCAGGAGGUCUGGAUAGAGGCAUAGGUCAAAAAAGUGUGUGUGUGUGUGUGUGUGUGUGUGUGUGUGUGUGUGUGUGUGUGUGUGUGUGUGUGUGUGUGUGUGUGUGUGUGUGUGUGUGUGAUGAGUCAAAGUGAGAGUGAAUGUGUGGCCCACCCAGGGGCCUGGCUAUCAGAGCUGUUUACAAUCAUCAGGCUAUAUCUCUUCUUCUCCUCUUCUACCCUCUUUCACUGCCUUUUCCUUUUCUCCCUUUUUUUUCUCUCUUCUAGAUGAACCAAUAUCAGGCUUAAACUUUCCAGUUUUACAAUAUCAGCACUGGAUUCUUUGUAGAUGCUGUUAUACAAUUUGGGAUCAACAGUUAAGAGUGCUUACACCAAGGAUGUCUGAAGUCAUACCCUUGAAAUCUUGAGUCUUCUUGAACAGAGCUCACUUUUGAUAACCCACCUUUUUUUAUUGUUUUGGUGGGGGUUUUGCUUUUUAUACCAAAAAAUGUUUAAAGAGUGAAUAUGAACCAAUGUAACAAUAUACAGGUUAAUGUAGUGACACCGUUGAUGUAGGGAGAAUGAUCAAUAAUAUCGCAGUUACACAAAAAUAAGACCUUAAAACCAUUUUAGUGCAAAUACUUGAGCUGGACUCUUUGUUUAAAGUCAGUACAUUUCUGAAGAAGGUAGGCCAAUUGAAAAAUUACCCACUUCUGUUUUAGGGAAAUGCUGCUAGGCUUCUGUGUCCCCCAUGCAAGUCUAUUUGUUUAACCAUACACUUUUUAGAAACAUUGUAAUAUAACGAUUUCAAUUAAAUCAGUAAACCAAAUAUUAAUUUAAGCAAUCAAAAAAAUUACAAAAAAUUUUGUCUGAUUGUUUGGGAGUCCUGGAAAUUUGAAAAGAAAGAAAACAUUUCUUUUAUGUGAUACAUGCACGUAGGGUAAAAUAGUCCAAUGAUGCUUGUUAAAGAUGGAGAUCUAACGCCUCACCUGAGUUGCUUCCUGCCAUCUCACACAAUUAUCAAAGAUUAGAUUAACACAUAAUCGUUUACCUUUAAUGUUCCUUUAGCAGUUUGUAACAUUUUUAGUUGGUCAACACAGUUUAACCAUUUGCCUUUUCCAAUACCACACCCAGGUCUAGAAUACAGUAAUUGAUGUGUCAAGCUUGUUAAAUGACAUUACCAAUUCUGUGAACUCUCACCUGUGUCCCUCUGCGUGUCAGUGGAUAUUUAUGGCAGUAACAUUCAAAUCUUUGCUUCAAUUCUUUUAUCAUCAAUAUGUAUUUUUGAAAAAUACUUGAGUAUGUUAAAACUAUUGAAUAAUAUGCGACCAUGCUCUAACCAAGACAUGAGGGUGCUCAGAAUCAAUUAAAUAAUUACCCAGACUGUGUCAACCAGGCAGAGAGUGAGUGAAUGCUACACACAAACAAAUAGCAUUGAACAAGAUCAUUAGUGUAAACAUGGAUGUUACAUUUCAGUUUUUAGAGGCAGAAAUGCCCUUAGUCCACAGAUAUUUCACAUUUAUUUUAUAGGGGCAGUUUGUAGGGGUGGGAAUCACUGGUGGCCUCACGAUGCAAUAUUAUCACGGUACUUGGGCCACAAUACGAUAUUAUUGCGAUUUUUAACAUUUUGCAAUUCAGUAUUGUGAUACAAUAUAUUGAGAUAUACACUCACCGGCCACUUUAUUAGGUACACCAUGCUAGUAACGGGUUGGACCCCCUUUUGCCUUCAGAACUGCCUCAAUUCUUCGUGGCAUAGAUUCAACAAGGUGCUGGAAGCAUUCCUCAGAGAGCUUGGUCCAUAUUGACAUGAUGGCAUCACACAGUUGCCGCAGAUUUGUUGGCUGCACAUCCAUGAUGCGAAUCUCCCUUUCCACCACAUCCCAAAGAUGCUCUAUUGGAUUGAGAUCUGGUGACUGUGGAGGCCAUUUGAGUACAGUGAACUCAUUGUCAUGUUCAAGAAACCAGUCUGAGAUGAUUCCAGCUUUAUGACAUGGCGCAUUAUCCUGCUGAAAGUAGCCAUCAGAAGUUGGGUACAUUGUGGUCAUAAAGGGAUGGACAUGGUCAGCAACAAUACUCAGGUAGGCUGUGGCGUUGCAACGAUGCUCAAUUGGUACCAAUCAUCAUGGAUGUGCAGCCGACAAAUCUGCGGCAACUGUGUGAUGCCAUCAUGUCAAUAUGGACCAAGCUCUCUGAGGAAUGCUUCCAGCACCUUGUUGAAUCUAUGCCACGAAGAAUUGAGGAAGUUCUGAAGGCAAAAGGGGGUCCAACCCGUUACUAGCAUGGUGUACCUAAUAAAGUGGCCGGUGAGUGUAUAUAUAUAUAUAUAUAUAUAUAUAUAUAUAUAUAUAUAUAUUUUUUUUUUUUUUUUUUGUUGUACGAACUUUCUCCUGCUCUAUGAUGUCACCUCUGCCAACAUCACUGGACAAACAGUUGGUUUUAUUUUUCUAUUAAUCGACACUUGGUAAAGAAGGUCAUACGAUAUAUCACCAGACAAAAUAUUGUAACUUAAAUCGGUUUUCCUCCCACCGCUAACAGUUUGUCUGUCUGAUGCACUGGACAGAUUGUGAAACAGCCCCACCUCUUCAUUGAUGUAAUACCAUACUUGCAGUUAAAAAUGAUAAACCGACCAAGUACUAUCCUUGAAAACAGUAUUCCCUAUGAAAAUACCAGUCAAUGCUGGUGGAGGCAAGGGGUAGAAUUAGGCAGGGGCAGCCACUUCACACUAUUAUUUGCAGGAAAAAAUCCAGCUAUGUGAAACAAACAAAUGCAGUUGUUUUUGCAGACUGCACCAAGUUUAACUGGGGCUUGAACAUUUCAUCUGACUCUUGUGAAAAACUGUUUUCAGUGUGGGAAAACUUUUAAAACUAACUUGUUGUCUAGGCUUGCCAAGAAGAUGCAAUUUUAUUAAUUGCAAGCCUGGUUGUUCAUCUUUGGAGUGAACGCAAGCUGAGUUUGUUAAAACAGGAAAUGUAGUCUGAUAUCAUUACAAGAAACAGUCUGAAAAGUACUCUCACAAACACGCUGUCCAUUGUUUGGUCAUUUCCACAUGAUUUUAGGGGUACAAGGAGACGGAUGUUGACAUAGGACAGCCAGCAGUUACUCAUGCUUGGAAAGCCUUGCAUAACAAAUUAACCAAGAGCUAACCACAGCCUGAACAGAUCCAGUCAGCUAUUUCUUGUUAUCUGGUUUGAAGACCAGAGAUGCUAAAUCAUGGCAAGUGGAAGUGACACACCCACAGUGCUACGUUACCUAAGGAAAUGCAAUCAAGUUUCUUCCAGCUCAUUGGCUUCCAGCAUUUGUAAUCUUGUACGAUGACAGGUUGCCAAAACUCUGUCCAAUAAAUAAGCUGCUCAUGAGUCCAUCUGACUUUGGUUUACAAGCCCUGGUUCACUUGUUCUUGGCCAGCAUGAACUUAUAUGAACCAUCAAGAAACAUACUUCAAAAUUUGAUAUUUAAUUUGAUAAUUUACAGUCAGGAUAAAGACGCCACUUUGCAAAGAGUCAAGUGAACUCUCUUCUCAGUAAAUGAACUGCAUUUGGAGAAAAAACACGCUACCUCUUCCAGCAGGUCAAGCAGACCAAAAGUUGGAAUUGUUGUCAGUGUGUAUCUUAUACAUGUCUGGUUAGCAUUUCCUGGGAUAACUAGGGUUUACAUGGCCCACACACACUCACACAUACACACACCCUGUAGGGGGUUGCCCUCUAAUCCUGGUAGCCGCAUCACUGUGGUCUCUCCCUCGGUAGUGUGCCAGGCUUUACCAAUGUACAGUCAAAAUAGAAAAUAGAUUCAACCGCAACAUGAACACCUCUCCGUCUCUUUUUCAUUACCCCCUCUAAACACACACACACACACACACACACACACACACACACACACACACACACACACACACACACACACACACCAGUGCUCAGGAUGUUUCUGUGCUUUGCCGGAGCUUACCUCACCACCUCACCACACCACCACAGCAGCCGCACCAGCCGCAGCCUCAUGAGAUUUCUCACCGCAUCGUCAACACCUCUCUGUUUCAGUGUGCUGCCCAGAUUUGUCGAUACUCCAAUAACAACCACCAACAUCUGCUUUAAUUUUAUCGACUGCUGUGCGUGAACGGCUAUGCCUCUUGAUAGCUUUUGGAUUGUUCCAACGAAAAGGAUAUGUAGUCUGUCCAACAGUGAAAUGACUCAGGAUCUCAUUUUCAGACCACUUAAAGCCUUUACAGUUCCUGUGACCCCAUUGAAAGCUCCUCUGUUCUUUAAUUCGGUCAAGUGUGGUCAUCCAAAAAGUCAGUGUACUUGGCCUCCAACCCCCAGUCACAUCUUAUUUAGCUCCACAAUAACUUUUGCUGCUUAAGGUCUUGAGUGAGCACAAGAGAGAGGCUGAUCUCAGGUCGUAAAAGUGCAGUUUGAAAACAUUUCCUGAUUAAUUCAAUUCUUGGUAUGUCUAAAUAAGCCUUUCUCAAACUUUUUUUUAGCCAUGGCACCUGUCAAAAGUGCAUGAAUCUCACGGAACCCCAGUGUAAGAUAUAAAAACGGCACUGCAUAAUCUAAAUGUAACUGCAAAUGUCCUGUUUAUCUAGACAGGACUGUAUUAAUGAAUGUAGCACAAUACAAACUAAAAAUCACCAAAGACAAAAAUGUUUCUUUCCAUCCAUAGUGCUGGUUUCCAUCAGUGCCCCUGUAGCCUGCCCUACACAUACCCCAACCCCCACCCCUUUACACACACAGACACACACACACACACACAAACAGACAAUAAUCAACAAUGGCAGAGGAAGAGAGAUGGGCCUACACACGCUCAAUGUGCAGGCACACACUCACUAGCAUCUACCUUUGCGACCUUUGGUGCAGACUUAAAGCUGGUGAUGAAGGCUCACAUAAAGAAGUAGGCUGACUCUCUAUUUCAUAAUCAAUGAUGUUCGGUUCUUGUGGGUUUUUCUUAAAAAAAAAAAAAAAAAAUACAUUCAUGACACAGCUGCUAGUUCCUUGUUCUUUGUGAAAUCAAAUGUAUUUUUGCGGUUAAAUGAUCAAUCAAUCAAAUCAAAUUUUAUUUAUAUAGCGCCAAUCCACAACAGUCGUCAUCCCAAUACGCUUUUCAAAGAACAAGAGCAGGUCUAGACUUGUUUUACUUUAUUGUUUGAUGAAUUAUCAAGACCCAACCUAAGAUGGGAUUUGGCCCAUCUUUGGCCCAUCCAACAUGAGUGACAGUGGCAAGGAAAACCUUGCGGUAACCUCGGUGGGCUGGGCUAUUGAGGUUGUGGCACAUUAUUGACCAUGGUCAGGUGAGAUUGAUUUUUUUUUUGGAGUAUUUUUUUUUUUGCCGCUUUUGCCUUUAUUGAUCGGAUAGUUUGAAAAUAUGGGGAGAUAGAAAGAGGGGGGAGGACAUACAGCACAUCGUAGAGGCCGUGCGGGGACCGUGGUCCCCAUACAUGCGGCACGCUAACCCGCUUGGCCAUCUGCGCGCCCCACGUGAGAUAGAUUUUGAUGUAUCUAAAAUUAAUUUACUUGUUUAUUUAUUCAUGCACAUAUGUAAAAUAAACAUAUGAAUCUAUUCAUAUAUAAAAUGUAAGAAUAGGUCAUUUUUUUGACAGAACCCUUGACACAGUCAGUUGACACCCCAGGGUGCCACAGGACCCAAUUUGAGAAAGGCUGGUCUGGAUUAUCUGAAUGGAAGAAGCCAUUUGACCUCAAGAGUAGUUUUACAGCUGUUUAACAGUCCUCAUAGUCAUAAAACUUCUCUCCAAACCUCUCUCAUUCCAGAGGACAUAAAAUCUGAUUCUGUUCAUUGAGGAUAUUAAAAAAUGAAGUCAAACUACUACAAUGGGGUCAAAUAAUCAGCUCUGAAAGGGUCCUUUUUUAUUUUUUUAGAUUUGUAGUAUAGUUCUGACCGGGCUUACAAAGCCAUUCAAAUUCUAAUGUGUAUCUCAGCUGCCAUUUAAGGACAUGUAUGGUAUGUGGCUCCACAGCUGGUCCUGGUCCAGUCCAGUCUUGUCUUACGUACAUUUUAGCUCUCUAAGCAGCAGGUUGAAUCAGCCUUUUGUGUCCAUGGCUCCUCCUGACUGUGCCAUAAUGUUCUAUUCAGGUCCAGGUCAGAAAAGCACUGUGCACCGGCACCUUCCUGUUUUCAUCAAAGACAUUUUCACACAUCAAGCCAGGACAACUACGGCUUUCAUAUUUCAUACUUGAAUCUAAGCUUAUGAAUAAUAAAAGAGUCACCCCUUCACAUUUUUCCAGUAUUGAUUUCACAUGCAUUCCAAGGCUGCCGGACACACACAUUUUCCCAUUCUUUUUAACAUUUUUCUAUUUUUUCCCCUUCUCUUAACGGGAAAUUAUUACCCACACAAACACACCAGGACGUUUUUUCCCCUCGGCUGUUUUUGAGUUAUGCUCAGUUUGUCACAGAUCAGAAGCAAAGGUCAAUCAGAUAGAAUACAGUUGCCCUUUGUGUGUCUGUUUCCAUCUCUCACUCGGUCUUCUCUCUUUUCACUCUCUUCUUUCCCUCCUUCCCUCUGGGGCUCUAAACAGGAUUAUUACAGGAUCAUACACACAUUCACAAAGUCGGGUUGGAUCAGGGGACUUCUUUUUACAGCACCAAAGUGCAUUUGUACCAUGGAAACUCAAACUGAUUGAAAACAAGCAGCCAGUGACAAUUAAAGUUGGAUCAUUUUCUGAGUGUAAGUGCUGUGAAAACAAUACAGGCUGCUGCUUGUUUUAUCUCAUUUGACAGCUGUCCACAAUCAACAAGUGAAAGUCUGACAGUGGUCCUCAAAUGUGACACAAGCCAGACCCACACCUUAAAUACACACUUCCUGGAGGACCACAAGACAUUAAAUUAGAGCUUAAUAGUGAAACAUACUUACACACACACACACACACACACACACACACACACACACACACACGCACACGCACACACAGAGGGAAAGUGAGACUCAUUGGUUGGGAGUCAGUGACAACAUUAGCCUUCCCCUCCUCCCCCAUGUUUCUCUUUUUUCCCCAUUGAGAGGGAAAGUCUGGAUGUAAUGGGUUGUUCAUGUGCGUAAGAGGAGUAUGUUUACAUCAUUGGCAGCAUGGGGCCUCGUCUCUAUAUUCCUGGAUGGCAUCUUGAUCCAAUUGGGACCUUGAUGAAGAUGAUGGCAGAGGGAGGGAAAAUAUCCUUGCCUCGGAAGCAAAGAAGGUAGCAGAAAGGAAACCCCAAGGAAGCAAAUAAUGCCUGACCAUCUUUCUCCACUUUGGUCCUUUUUUGGACAGACCUUGCUCCCCUCCAUAAAUCACUCAUGUGCACUCGCACACAUAUGUUACACAAGACAAAAGCGGCUGACGGACACACAGGAAAGAUCCUCUUGGCGCAGAGUACAUGAAGACUGAAGGGACACAGGCUCAUGCUCAGGCUGCGCUGUGGUGUGAUGUAUACAUUUCAAACAAAAAUAUGAACGCUCUCUGCUAGUACUUUCUCUCACUGCGGAAAUGUGUCCAGCAGACGCUUGACACUCGCUUCAGCACGCACACAAAUACACACACACAGGGCGUGGCCUCCUGCCAAAAAUAAGACUUGUUUAACAAGUCUUAGUGCUUUGUUGAUUUCAAUCUCAGGGCUUUGUUGUUUUUGUGAAUUGCGCUCUUUGAGGCUGGUAUUAAUCUUCACCAUGUGUAUACACAAGGUGUCCAGCAUUGUGCAGUAUAACUGGGAAUUGUCAUGCAACAGCAUUUAGUUCAAGUCGGGUCAAGUCUAGUUUGGCUUGCUGCUUUAUGGUUCCUCUUGUUGCCAGGCCUGGUGUUUAUAGUGCUGUGGUUGACCCCCUCCUCAGUCAACACCUCUGUCCUCUUCCUCUGUCCCAGUCACUUCCUCACAUCAUUUGACCCCAUCUUUCUCCCUGCUGCCUCCUCCUCCUCUUCCUCCUCCUCCUUUCUGCAAUUUGUACUCCCGCGGCAAACGUCCCUUGGCUUGGUCCAGUGUUUGUGUUUUGGAGUCUGUGUUCCUCGAUGGCAGUGUGUGUGUGUGUGAGUGCAGAAAGACACUGAAGGUCUUGGCAGGACCACUGGUUUCCAGGUGCUUCUCUGCUGUUUGGCAGAUCUCUGCCUGAGUCUGACUUAACUCUCUACUCCUCAGGGGGUCUGCUCUCUGGUCUCUCUUUUCCUGUAUUACUACACUAUCUAGAGAACCUCCCAUAGUGUGUGGUGCAGGCGUUGCCGCAAGACAAGAACAGAGGAACAGUGUUGCUUUUGUUUUGAUUGAAGGUUUGCUUGUUUUGUUCUUGCUGCUCUUCAAAGCUGUUCACAGGGUGAAGAUUCAGGGCCUGUACAGAACAUCAUUACAAUAGUGGUUACUUCAGGGGGUACAAAGAUAAGUGGAUUUGGUUCAGAAACUGAUCCUAACGUUGGACAUCCCAGUGUCCUUAGCCAUGGCACCCUGGAUUAGUACAGAUGUCAUAUGGACUGUUUUUACUCUUGACUGUUGAGGUUUUGUUGUCUUCAUCCUGACUUUGACUUUUACCUUUAGGAGAGUAAGGGUAUGAUUAGAUUCAAUAGCUGCAGGUAGCUUUAGUUUUCUCUUUGGGUUCAGCAACACCAUUAACAGUCUCCACUUAAAGGGAUAUUCCAGUGUAAAUUUAAGUUAGGGUCAAACACACCGUAACAACCAGUUAGACACUCCCUCAAGAGAUGAAUGUUGCCGACUGCUUGCUUCUCUAGUUAUACCAACUUCAGCAAUGACCACAUGAUAGCAAUACACAGCGGUGUACCUCUCCAUGCACAAACCUAGGGCUUGGCGAUCAACUACUCCACAAGCUGCUCAUCUCCUCCCACAUUAACUAUGUCUACUUCAGCUGCCGCUCAAGUCUCUACAACUUUUGAACCUUCCUCCAUCUCCUCACCUGUCUUUCCCUCUUUGUUAUGGACUGGAUGGGGUGGAGUGUCGUCUCCACACAUGAGACCAUAGCCUACCUACACACAUCCAAAACCAACUUCUAUUUAUUUAUUUUUUAGACACCAAAUAUAUUGACAUGGGCAAAAUGACGUCGGUUAUUGUCGUAAAUUUUAGUAUUGGUAAAUUUUCGGUUUAUCGCCCAGCCCUAUGCAAACCUUGACCAAAAAGCCACUCUAUAGCACAAAUAAUGCUCAGAACAGCACCUAACUUCAUCAACAGGACAUAUAGGGUCACAACCAUAGGACUAGCCAUCAAACAUCUUUUUAACUUUGCCUGGUUUCUUUAGCAAAGAGACUAAACACAACUCACCCACUCUCCUCCAGCAGCCGCUUGUUUUGUGGGGAGCCCUGACGAGUCGAUAAAAGAAUAACCCUUGAACAUUUUUCCUUCCUGCAGUAUAUUUUGAAAUAUGAAAAAAAAUACAAUCAUUUCUAUGGGACCAAUACAAUGGAUUUGAACAACUUGUGAAAAACUAAAAUGUUUCUCAAAGAAAAGAACCUCUUAAUGAAGAGCAGUAACAAUGAUGCCUGAAUGUCAUAUGCUAACCACAUGUGAGAAUAAGAGAGAUAUUAUGAAAGGAGAAAAACAAUGACUCGAAUUGUUCUCAUUAUACUUUAUCAACAGCAUUUCUCUUCAAUCUGACCUGACACAAUGAGCUCUGUCAGAAAAUGUUUUCUUCCAUCUACUCUUAUUCUUAGAUGAGCUUUAAUACUUUUUACCAGGAAAAUAAAGUUUUGAAUUCUAGCAAAGUCCACGAGGGGUCACUUAAUAAAAUGUCAUAUUUCUCACUUGAGUACCAGUUGUGAUGGGAAACUUGGGUGUGUGUGCAUGAUGAAAAUACAAGAUUAUUUUGUAUUUCAUUAUGUACAAAAACACAAGGGUAUUAUUUUGUAAGACCAUUUUUUAUGACCUUUUAUUCAGUUUUUUUAAGUACAAAUUUACUCAUGAUGUACUCCAAAGAGAUGUAACAAGUGUUGGCUAACAGACAGAUAACAACAUAAAUGCUGUGUUUUACUAGAUUGCAGAGUCAGCUGCUAGCUCUGACUACACCAAUGUGCCCACUUUGGUUAUUUCAUCAUUAAAACAGUUACAUCGGAUCAGGAUAUUUUUAGUUAUUUUCCGUAUGUAACAGGAGUACAAACAGUUGGCAGCAACAAACUGGCUCUCUUCUUUUUACAGACUAAGGAGGACCAAAAAAUCCCAAACUUUAGAAAAAAAAAAACAUAGAUUGGUGCACAAAAAUUCAUCAAAAUGCAGGAAAUAAUGUUUGUAUGCUAAAAAUUUCAGAGGCAGGGACUCCCAGACCCCCACCCACCAUAUGUUCCUUGUGCUGGGGGGCUGUAGUUCAUCUAACUUGAUAAAACCAACUAUUUACAGGCAUUUACCAAAGAGAUGAAGCCUAGGAUGCAGAUAUUGUUACACUCUAACAUAACUUUCAAGUGUUCUGGUGUAUGUUAGGCAUUAGCUGUCGUACCAAAGAGCAGUCCCAGAAAAGUCUGUUUCAUGUCUUUCACAACAGAUUUCCAACAAGGUGAUCUUACGAACAGUUCCUACUUUGAAAAAAGCAAGUCCAGAGGAGAAGUGCCGACUUCUAAGAUGUGAGAAAAGCUGAUGGAAGGGAAAGAAGAGCGUGGUCCCUUCACCAAAUAUAUGAGAAGCCUUUUUGGGCUCAAAGUUUUCAAUGUUUUUCAUCAUAAUUCAUGUUUCCAUUUGCCAUCUGAUAAUCUGGAUAGUUUAAUCAAAUGGCUUUCAGGACUUUUUUUUUAUCAAUAUCAAAACUUUGAUAUUUGAAGCAGAUCCUUAGUGCUCCAUCAGGGUGUUUUCUGGUAACUUUACACUAGAGAAAAAUGCUGAAAUUUAGUUUGAAACCUUUUAUUUCCCUUCAGGUCCAGUCAUUGCUUCUUAAGCUCUCGGGUGAAUCCUUUUGUUUUGCGUUGUUUAUGAACCAACAUGCACAUAAAAUCACACAUUUACUGGUAAGUGUGCACAAAGCGAAAUAUUCAGUAACAGCAUAAACUUGUUGUAAUGCUUUAGGUUUCCUGAGCUGCUCCACCCUCCAUUCUCAAUCUUUGACAAAGUGAGUUUUCGUGUCGUCUCCCCCUUUGGGAAUUGAACCAUGCUAUGUGGUAAUUAUAUGCAUGUUUCUCUUGGUAUUUUGGGGGUUGGAGACACACCAUUCCUAUACGCCUACACGUUGACUCCAAACAAAAUAUUUCGCAUAUUUAAACAGAAUACUUGAUUGACAAUUGUGCUUAUGAAAGCUCUUCCUUUUAUUGUAAAAAAAAAUCAUGAUUUUUGAGUCCCUGUGGUGAUGAUAUUUGACUGUUUGUCAUUAUGGAGCGGAGACUGUUGUUCGAGGUAAACUACAAUGUCAGAGAUCAGUCGUUUGUGUUGAUUAGCGAUUAAUAUAAAAUGUAAAUACACAGUACAGUUAAGACUCCAUGAUUUCAUCAUCACUCAAUAUGAUCCAUUUAUAUGAAGCUGAGUCAUUUAAGGACAGCACUGAUUUGGCUCCAGAUUGAUAACAGUGAAUUCUUGUUGCCAGGUGUCCUUGGGAGAGGCUGAGAGGGAUAGGCUAUGGAUAUGUGUGCAUGCCUGCACCCAUUGACCUGUUAUUUUUGUGUGUGUGUGUGUUUGUGUGUGUGUGUAUGUGUGUGUGCUGCACUGUACUGUACUGUACUUCACGGUGGCCUGACAGACUGAGGUUGGACCUCGUGAUGCAUUAGCCAUGUCCAGAGAUGGGUUGGUAUGGAAUAAAUAAUGGAUACCAUCCUUUCCCUCUGAAUAAAUCAAGACCAGAGAAAUGUAGAGAGACGAGAGAAUAAAUGUAGAAGAGAGUUGGGGGAAUUGAACGCUGGAGAGAAAGAAGAGUUUGGAAAAGCAGCAUAGAGAACAAAAGACGUCCGUAUUCCUAAUUGGUAUCUUACAGAGAGUGCAUAAAGAAUGGACGUCAUCUGCCUCUUCAGUGGUUGAAGCCUUCGCAAGAACAGCACCCUCUGGUGACGGGCUGCAGGAUAGGUCGUAAAUCCUGCAUCCUUCCGCAAAAUAAUGGAGCUGUGGACAAAGUUUAGAAAUUUAUUACACAGAAUAUACUUUUUUUUUUCUCCCCUCUGGUUACAAUGUUGAGCACUGGUUUGUGCUCAAGUUUUCUUUUUUCUGUACAGCUCCAUUUUUUAAAAGUUAUUAGGGGGUUCAUGUUUUCUAUAAUUGGCACUCGAUACAACCUGUGGGCGUACGAAGAUUGUGUAGAUCAUCCAGGGGAUAUGCUGUUUGAGCCGAGCGUCAUCACAGCGACUUUCCCACUAAACCCGACUGAGCAAAUACCGGUUUCAGGAAAUUGAGAAAAUUCCAGAAAUACAGAGAGAAAUUUGGCUUCAAAUUUGUAUAAUGACGGGAGGCGGAACUACGUUAUCCAUACUAUAUACAGUCUAUAGUAUCUUACUACUAGUUACUGCAAAGGAUAGGAAACGGCCAAGGAAAAAAAGUUUGUCAACUGUGCAACAUUUCUUAUGUUAAAAUUUUUGACCACUGUUUAAACCAAAUCUUUUGAUUAUCAGGUAAAAAUAUCAGUUUUUUUCCUCAUUUUGCUCUUUGUUUUUUUUCCUCUUCAUCUAAGGCUCAGGGCCAGACCUUUACCUUCCCCGACAUCUUCCCAGAAAAGGAGAAGACGCCAAAGGAGGGCUCCAUGGAAGAGAUGCAAGAGAAGUUCAUGGAGGAUGAGAAGCAGAGGCAGAAACUGGACCCCAGAAGAGGAGGGGUUACUGAGUGGUUCGGACUUUGAGACUGCCCACCGACCAAGAACUCUGCGCUCGUAUGAAGGCAGGGAGUGUUUCAUUGGGAGAAACGUGUAUUGAUUUACAACGCAACUGUUGUGAUGUCAGUUCUAUUUCUGUGAGAAACGCUCACACGUCGUGAAGUAAAAGAGAAUGAGCAUGUGUGUGGGAGACUGGAGACAUGUGUUUGGUGUGUUUGUGUGUGUUUGUUUGGUGAGUGUGUGUUGAGUUUGCAAGGAUUCAAUCCAAAAACCUGAGCCAGAACAGAAUCACAGGAGGAGGAGAGUGGAUUGGUUCCAUUUUUUAUGAAACCAGCCCAGCGUACAGAAUCUCCAUCACCUCAGAUGACCUUCUCUCCUUUCUCCUCCCACUCUUCCUUUUUCUCCUCUUCUUUGUCUCUCCUCUGUCCUCAGGAGUUUCCUUUCCUUUCUCCCUCUCCUUCUCCCUCGCUCAAACUCCAUCUCCUCCUCUGCCAUACUGAGGAGUGGUACACUGUGGUAUCUCUAGCUACCCCGACUUUCUGCCAGCUGGAUCCACCUACCUGGGUAACCCGCAUCUUUUUUUUUCUUUUAUGAGUUUGCCUCGGAUUAAUUGACCACUUUAGGUAAACAACAAUCGAGAUGUUGUGUCAGCAAAGCAACAAUAUGGAAUUUGCUGGAGUGUUCUCUUAUUUUGUGGUAACACUUCUUGCCAUAACUCUGUGAGUUGUGUGUGUGUGUGUGUGUGUGUGUGUGUGUGUGUGUGUGUGUGUGUGUGUGUGUGUGUGUGUGUGUGUGUGUGUGUGUGUGUGUGUGUUUGCCUUACAUGCAGAGCUUGCCAGUGGAUCUUUCUUAAUUGUAAAUGCUGUUGGAGUAAGACUAAAUAAACACUCACUUGUCCAAAAACG